GCCUUCUCCUCUCACUGCUUCAUAAAGAGAAGUAUUAUAAGGCAAUCUGAGAGAGAGAGAGAGGGGGCCCUUUCUCCCCCCUCUUCAGAAAUGCAUAUACACACCCUGACCCUCCACCCACAAGAGAACUCUGGUGAUAAUUCGCUUGGAAUAUCUCAUGUAAGGGGAGGGAAAAGAGGAGGAGAGAAAGAGGAGAGAGAAGGGUUUGUUUGCUCAGCCAACUCUCUCUCCCUCUCUCUUUAGUGGCUCCGGAUUUGCUUUUUCCUUAAUAUUUUGUUGAUGUUGUGGCAUUCUCCAGCUGGUUUGCGGUGACCUAACAGGAACAAGACGGAGGCGUUUGUGGGACCUCGGGUGAGUGGCUUUUCCUUUUGCCUGUCACUGAUUUUGGUGCCCUGAUUCAGUCGGAGGAGCCUUGAGAGCCAGCACAAUGCAACAUGAGAAAUUGUACUGGAGACAGCAAUGCUUUGGCCUAGGGAGAGUAGACUAACAGCGCAAUCCUAAGCCCCUCUGUGUUGAGGGGCCCCUCUGGCCCCAUCGGCAAUAUACAUUCAAAACAGCACCAUGCCACUUUAAACAGUCACGACUUCCCUGCAAAGAAUCCUGGGAGGUCUAGUUGUUGUGAGUGUUGUUAGGAGACCCCUAUUCCCCAACAUGCAUAGUUACAAUUUACAGAGUGAUUUAACAGUCAACGCCUGUUCCCAGGGAAUUCUGGGAAGUGCAGCUCCACGUGUGUCUAGGAUUGCAAGCUGAUAAAAUGAAUUGGCCUUGAGGGAACUCUAAGCAGGAUUUCCCCCCCUUUUUUUUACACUCCUUUCCACUGGGGAGCCCUAAGGAAAAUUGUGUUGGAGUAGGGAUGGAUGAGAAAUCUGAUUCAGUUCCCAUUUGAAGAUGAACCCACCAAAAUUUCACUUUCUGAAACAAUGUGCAAACUGAGACCCAGCCAUCUUCUGAAAUUCACACUUCUCUGAAUUUUCAGUGCAGUUCUGCAGCCAAGUAAUGCGUACCAAAAAAAUGCAUAUACUAGGGUUAAAAUGCACGUCAGUGGAAAACACCCGCAAAAAUGUGCUAUAUUAAGGAAAAUUGCUUUGCAAAAUUGUGUAUAUUGGGAGAAAUCCUCAUUUAAAAUGCUGGUGAAUAUUCACAAGGGCGAUUUAAAAAAAUCACACACUUAUGUGGAAAUGUGGAGAACUGAAUUUAAGGUUGGAAAAAUGGGGAGAAACUGAAAUGAACAGGCUCCCUCAUACCUAGCGAUGGAAAUGGAGAGGAACAGGGCAAUGAAGAAGUUGUAUGUGGGUGUGGAAGGACAGGCCAUGACAGGGUCAAGCAAUAUGAAUCACAGGCUGGAAAUGAAUUGUGAAACACUGUGGACUGAAGGCCCAGUGGUGUGUGUGUACAUGUAUGGAAAACAGGAGACCCGACUCCAAGAAUUUGUUUUCAUUUCACUGAGGUUGAGAAAUCACUGUGCUUCCCUGAAAACAAGCACCUUGGGGAAAACAUGGUUUGGUGCUUGGUGUUUGUGUGAGAGCCAGGCUAAUACCUCUGUGAAACAAAUCUAGGCUCCUUGAUACAUUCUUUUUAUUGCACAUCCAUAAUGAUUUAGUCUCGUGAUGUUAUUGGAGCGGUCAUACGCAAUACCAUUGGCACUUGCCAACGUUUUGGGGCAGGGAUACUGCUCCUUUCACACCUCUUGCCCCCAUGAUAGAGGGGACCCAGGGCCAUGGGAAAUCAGUGCAAUAUUUGUGCAUGCCUCACGGUGUGCAAGGACGACAUCAGCAUACACGUUUGUGCCCAUGUUUUUGCCCUCAAAUGAGCACACAUCAGCCCUGUGCUGGCCCACACAUGAGGCAAGGUGAGGCGACUGCCUUGGGUGGGCAGCAGAAUUCACGGGGCAGCAGAUUCCAAUGUAUAUCUUUAUUUCCCACCCCCUCUUGUUCCUGAUGUAGCUUUUCAUGCACCAAUUUUUUCCCUGGUGGAGAGGAGGAUGCCAUUCUGUGGCUUGCCUCAGGCACCCAAAUGUCUUGAGCAAGCCGUGCAUCAUCCCAUGCGGGGUUUAUUGCUGCAUAUAUCAAUUUGUCUGUAUGUGAGCCUGCAGCAGAUAAUUUAAAAGAGUUCCUAAAGGAAGUCCCUUAUCUAUUGACCUUAAUAUUGCUGCUGUGAGCACAGUUGUGCCACUCCUUCAACUAGCAAUUGCUGAUACAAGGUGUCAAACCUUGGACUUUACCUCUGGGGCUGUUCCUCAACCUGGCUUGGCAGGCCUAUUCUGAACACUGGCAAAGAGAGUUGCUUCCAUAGAGAUGUAGGCAGAGAUUAACUUGGCCAAAAGUCACUUGGGAUGAACUGCAAACGUCUCGAUUGUUUAGCAAAUUGACUCUCUCACCUGCGUAGGUGUGCAGCAGGACAGCCCACCCACCACAGGGAAUUAUGGGCAGUCCAGAGUGCACUGUUGAUGAUCCCUCAUCUCAACCAAUGCCAUCAUCUGAGCCAAUCAGUUUCUUAAGCUUAAGCCAAGAAAGAGUAUUCUCUAUAAGAUUGAAUAUCAAUAUACAUAUCAAGACUUUGAGAUUAGACUACUGAAGAAGCCCGGAAAACUAUCUUGGGAGUGUGGUACCUGAAGGCCCCAGUAAAAGGGCCCCAUCGGGGGCAAACAGCGGCCUUUUGAUUACUUGGACUGCCAGGGCAAAACAGGUGCAAAACGCCGGCACCCUGUCAUCUACAACUUUAUUGUCUACAACUUCAUUAACAUCUAUCUACAACUCCACUAGCAUCUCUCGGUAUUGUGAAUAACACCGAACUUACCUUUUGUUGGUAUCUUUAUGAACUUAUCUAAAAGACUGAGUUAAGCAUUUGAAAAAUCUAUUGGAACUAGACAUUGUAAGUUCAUCUUAGGUUGGUAGUUUGCAACUCUCUGCGGCUUUGUUUUUUUUUUUGUAUUUUUCUCAGAAGGUUGAUAAAGUAUGUAUAAUUAUUGUUCUGUGUAUGUUAAUCGCCAGCGUGUUGCAUGAGUCGCACUACAUCAUCUGAGACAGGGCUGUGCCAAACCAAACAUUUAGGAAUCCCAAGCAGCCUCCCCUUUUAAUGAAGCAGUUGGUGGCAGUGCUGGUGGUGGGGAACCCUGGUGUUAUAGCCAUAUCUCUGUUUAGAAGUAAUCCUCACCGAGUUAGAUGGGACCUACUCCCAUGUAAGUAUGUAUAGGACCACAGCAGCCAAAAAUGUAUUUGCUCUGGGCUUUGAUGAGCUAGGAUAAGAAUGGUUGCUAACUUGUUAAUAGAAUCAUAGAACCGUAGACUUGGAAGGGAACCCCAGGUGUGAUCUAGUCCAACCCCCUGCAAUGCAGGAAUUUCAAAUAAAGCAUUCAAGACAGAUGUCCAUCCAACCUCUGCUUUAAAAUCUCCAAGGAAGGAGAAUCCUUUAUAGUCAUCUCCACUGCGUUGGUAUAUCUUUUAUUCGAUUUUGUUGAUUUUAUUGCUGCAUGUAUGAACAGGAAUUGAAGGCAUGAGUGUGCUACUGUGCAAUCCUCUGCAUUUUUACUUAGGAGUAAAUCCUAUCGAGUUUGCUUACUCCAAGGUAAGUGUGCAUGGGAUUGAAGUUUUAAUUAAGGAUCCCAAAGUCCAAUCUGCAAACUCAAAAUGGAAGGUCCCCUGCCUUCCAUUUCAGAAAUGGUCAUUCUUUCUAGACUAGCUCUUAUAGUAUCCAUACAUAGUAUCCUUGGGGGGGAAAGGUGUUUUGCAAAAUUUCUGGAAAUGGGAAUGCAGAGUCCUCCCCUUAGGAGUCUAGUCUAAAGGCAGCAAUAUAUACUGCAUACAAACUCUUAUAAUGUAAACCUGAUACCCUUGUCUUAUACGGACAAACUUUGUGAAUGGACUGCUGUCUCUCUUUAAAAAAAAUUUAUACAGCCGAGGGAGACCCAAUUUGGAUUGGAAUGGUGGUGCUAUGGCUGCUGGAGGUGAGGAAAUGCAACACAUUUUUAAAAAAGGAUGAAAGAGGGUGCAGAUUUGAAUACAUUUUGCAUAUGCUAAUUUAUACCUAUAAAUGUGGAUUUAGGAACACACACACACACACACACACACACACACACUUAUAAAAUAAUCAGAAACAAAUGCAUCACACCAUACUGGGAAAGACUGUGACUAGAGGCACUUGCAGGCUUGCAAUUUUCAGGUGGGAUGCAUAAAAGGUAAAGGGACCCCUGACCAUUAGGUCCAGUGGCCAGUGGCGUAGCGUGGGUUGUCAGCACCCGGGGCAAGGCAAGUAAUUUGCGCCCCCUAACCUGUGGAUUUGCGCCCCCUAACCCUAACCCCCAGAAGUUGCUCCUGGUGCGGCCGGCCCCCCCUGCACCCCCCACACUAAGCCACUGCCAGUGGCAUAUGAUUCUGGGGUUGCGGUGCUCAUCUCGCUUUACUGGCCGAGGGAGCCGGCGUACAGCUUCCAGGUCAUGUGACCAGCAUGACUAAACCGCUUCUGGCGAACCAGAGCAGCGCACGGAAACCCGUUUACCUUCCCACCGGAGCGGUACCUAUUUAUCUAUUUGCACUUUGAUGUGCUUUUGAACUGCUAGGUUGGCAGGAGCAGGGACUGAGCAUUGGGAGCUCACCCCAUCCUGGAGAUUCGCACCACUGACCUUCUGAUCGGCAAGCCCUAGGCUGUGUGGUUUAACCCACAGCGCCACCCGCAUCCCUUGUGGGAUGCAUACAAACCAGCAAACUCAGGUUGCACAAUUAUAGUUGAAUGGGAGGUCCUGCAUUACCAGCCAACUUUCCUGAAAUUGCAGACUUUUUGCAGUAAAUAAAAUGAAGGGGGAAUGGAAAACGAGCAAGGUCCCAACCAAAGAAGAAUGGUAACUGAUGGAAUACGCACAGCUUGCAGAUUUAGCAUGUAGAAUAGGAGAACGUGAAGAGUGUAAGUUUAAAGAAGUCUGGAAAAUGUUUACUGAAUAUAUGGGUGAAAAUUGUGUUCAUUUAAAAAUGCUGGUAGCAUUGAGAUAAAUUCAACAGUGUAUAUAAGUUUUGAUGGAUGUAACGAUAGAUUACUGAAUGAUUUGGUUCAUGUAAAAUAUGCAGGGAUGUAUGAUAUGCAAAAUGAACCAUGGAAAGAGAAGAAGGGAAGUCAUUGAUUUAAGGUUGUUUAAAUGGUUAUUUUGAAAUGUAUAUUAGAAAAUUUAAUGAUUUUAUAUAUAUAUAUAUAUAUAUAUAUAUAUAUAUAUAUGGAACUGCACAUGCACACAUGCGCCUGCAGGCACAUGGAUCCCUACCUUUCCAUCUAGGCAUGCAAGAGGCAGGUUCCUAUUCCUGCACCAGCAAAAGGUGAACCAAAGCACAGACCAGAGGUGGAGAAAGGUGUAGCCUGGGGAGUGGGUAUGGGCUGGAGAGAGUCCUGAGGGCCAGUUAGAGAAGCCUUGAGGGCCACAUUUGACCUCCAGUUGGCUUGAGGUUCCCCAUGUUGUAGAUUGUGCAGGGAUUUCCAUCAGUUUGUCCAUUCCAAUUCCGAUUCUUGUCUACAGAGCUCAGCAAGCCCAGGUCCAUCCCUGUAGAGGCGCCAGUAAGGAAUGGCGCUGAUGAAUCCUACAAACAGAGAGACACAAUUCAGGCUUUAAUCAUUCUGGACAUAUGACUUGGGAGUGCUUUGCAAGCGUCAUGCCACAUUAUACGAAGCGCUUAAAAUAGUCUUCUUAGCAAUUUCAUAGUGGUCUGUGAAUUUUGCAAUGAUAAAUCGAUCUACAGAACUCCCCUUUCUCCUCUUGCCUUUAAAAAAAUAAGAUAUAGGAAGCUGACUUAUAACACAUUCUGGCCAAUAGGCUCAUCUAGCCCAGGGCUGUUUAUCCUGACUGGCUGCUGUUCUCCAGGAUUUCUCUGGCAGAAGUGAUUAAACCUUGGAUUUUGUACAUACUAAGUAUGUACUUUUGGGGAAAGUUGCAGGAACUUUGAAUUCUGAUUUCUGCAGUGGUAGGGAUUUUAUGAAAAAUUCUGAAUGGGGAAAUUUUCCAGUAGUUUUUGCUGAUGUAAACAACCCUGUACAAAUCUACAUAAGGUAGUUUGCACCAAAAAUGUUCCUGAUGCCCCAGAGAGGGAUCCAAUUUAGCACGUUUGCUUUACUUGCAUUUAUAUGCAGUAAACAAAGUCAAAAACUUUUGAAACUGCCAAGCUGGCUUAAUAUUAUAUUUGCACUUGGCACCCAUUCAUUUCUACUAACAAACUUAUUAAAUGGACAAAAAAGAAUUCUGCAGAAAAGAAUCUGCUCCGCAUCGCUGUAAGACCGUCAAGGUUUGUGCUUCAUCAGAACAAGUGUCUGAUUGAGUGUUCUCAUAAUGCAAGUAAAUAGUUAUAAAAACAGGUUGGCUAUGAAGAUAGGCUUUGUUUUCAUCCCUAAUAAGCAAAUAAAUUGAAGUUAGAUCUUCUGCUGUCUGCCCAUAAUGACAUUACUAAUAAGCGUUGUCCGAAGCACUGCUCUGCUUAAUGAUUUGCAUUUGGCAGACGCAAAUUGGAAUGCGGUGAAGACUGUGACAGUUCAGAACAGGUUCCAUUACAAAGCAUUGGCUUGCGUUCACUUGACAAGCCAUGGAGCUCUGACGAGAUGGAGGAGGCAUCUGCGCUGAACAGGCAUUUUCCUUAGCUGAUCAGCCAGAUGGCAUGUUUGCAACAGAUCUGGAUACAGCAGAUGACUCUCUUAGCAAUCUGAGGAUCUUGGAGAAGCAGGGUGGUGUGUGUGUGUGUGUGUUUGCAAACAGUGAAGCUGAUCCUCAGUGCAGCAGGUGGCAGGCCACCAGUGAAAAAGGACAAGGUGAAAAUAGGGUUCAUUGGGUCAGGGUCAUUAUACAGCAAGCAUAUCAGGUUUGCUGACACAUGCGAGGCACAGACAUGGGAAGGCAAUAUGGGAUAGGACAAGGAGGAGAAGAAGAGAAGAAGAGUUUGGAUUUGAUAUCCCGCUUUAUCACUACCCGAAGGAGUCUCAAAGCGGCUAACUUUCUCCUUUCCCUUCCUCCCCCACAACAAACACUCUGUGAGGUGAGUGGGGCUGAGAGACUUCAGAGAAGUGUGACUAGCCCAAGGUCACCCAGCAGCUGCAUGUGGAGGAGCGGGGAAGCGAACCCAGUUCACCAGAUUACGAGUCUACCGCUCUUAACCACUACACCACACUGGCUCUCACCACCCUUGAGAGGAGGGUGCAGGGCCUGGGAUGGAGGAGAGGAAACAGGAGUGAGGUAAAAAGGAGAGAAACACAAAUAGUUUUGUGUGUUGCCACCAUCCAGCUUCCUGUGGCGGCCCCUCCCUACAAUUGCUGCCGCAGGGAUUUCUGAGGGAGCAUCUUGCCCUGAGGAGAGAAGCAGAAACAACUUCAGGAGUCAGGCUUCCUGCUGCCUUAUAUAAAGUUUAAAAAGAAAAGAUGCUCAUUGUAAGGAACUUACACAAAGUGUCUUGUGAGUUCUGCCUAAAAAGUGGUAUAUAAAUAUCUGGAAUGAAUGAAAAAUGGUGCCUUGUAGGAAGGGUUAUUGUGUGCCUUGUGGUGGUGCUGUUGGGGUCGUCAAGAGAAACUGAAGUUUAUAAUCUUGUCUCACUGCAAUUUAUGUUAUGGUUAGGUAUUAGGGAUUUUUAAAAAUACAAGUUCAGAAUUUGAAUCACUGCAGUUCAAAAAUUCUGAGUUCAAAUUGCACAUAUAAACCACACUAUUUGAGUUUAGUCUUUGGAUUGAAUUAAAUAUUGGUGUGUUAUAAUUGUGCAGGUAGUAGGAUGCGCACUGGGUUUUUUUAUUUGCAAUGAUGAAUUUUCUUCAGGUUUUUAAUCGUAUACAAAAAUGACUUCACAGAUAUAAAUUAGCUUGCUUUUCACUAAUAUUGCUUUUACUGAUAGAUGAAAGUUCUCAAGGUUACUACCAGGGCAAGCCUAUAUUUGCCUAAGCUGUUGCGAAUUAGACUGAAGUGAUGCAAAGCUUCUGAGGAAUGGUUCAGCUAGAUAAGGAUUAUAGAAUCCGCUACUUCUGGUUAAACAGUUACAUUCAAAGUUUUAAAUUUUAGUUUCAUUUCAUUUUCUUUUCUUUCUUUCUUUCUUUCUUUCUUUCUUUCUUUCUUUCUUUCUUUCUUUCUCAAACUCUGGCCAUUGCUGAUUCACAUAGAUGUGAAGAAGUGGUUUUAGACCAGUGAGGGCUGUGGACUGAAUCCAAUGCAAGCCAUAAUUGGGGUAGACCCAUUGGAAUAACGGGCAUGACUUAGGUGUACUAUGAAUAGAGUAGAUACAACCCUGUAUCAUUUUCCCCACAGAGGUCCGCCUCAAGUAGCAAUUUCAGUAGUCUAUAUUUCUCAUUUUUCCAACCUUAAAUUCAGUUCUCUACAUUGCUGCAUAUAAUAAUAAUAAUAAUAAUAAAAUGUGUGUACCUGCUAUACCUGCAGGCCUCAGGUUGUUGUUAUUUUUUAAAAAGAUUCUCAUGAAAAUUCACCAGCAUUUUAGUGCAAAUUUCACUGAAUAAAUACAUUUUUGCAUGUGGUUUUGACUAAUGUACACAUUCUUUGCUGAUAAUUUCACCUAAAAUAAUGCACUUUUGGAUGUUAUUUUCAUGAAUAUAUUUAUUUUUAUGCCCAUCAUCUCUAAUAUAUGCAUUUUUAAAAUUUUUUUGAAGGAUGGCUGUGUUUUAGUUCUCAUGUUAUUUUGGAAAGUGCAGAUUCAAUAGAUUCGCCCUUAGAUGCAAAUUGGAUCCAAUUUCACCCCCCAGCCCCCCUUAUUUUCACUGGCUCACUCCUUGGUUCAUGCUCACCUUGGACAUAAGAAACUGUUUGGACAAAGCAAAGCAAAGCAAAGCAAAGCAAAGCAAAGCAAAGCAAAACAGCUUGAAAGGAAUCCUAUGAGAAUUCCCCAAGUCAUGUGACCUGCCUUCGCCUCUGCCAUCCCUUGCCCUUCAGAGCCAUGGAAAGCAAAGGACCUUGGGAUGCGGAAUCCAGUGGGAUUAUGGUUGUGCCAGCGGUAGAAGAAAAGCCAGAAGAGAGGAAGGAUGAGCUUGAGGACAGAGGACAGUGGACCAACAAAGUGGAGUUUCUACUGUCUGUGGCUGGAGAGAUCAUUGGUCUGGGCAAUGUAUGGAGAUUCCCUUAUCUCUGCUACAAGAACGGAGGUGGUAAGUGCACAGCAUCCAUAAUUUUUCUAGUGCCCUUUAUUUCAUUGUAGCCAUUGGUCAUCAGGAAACAAUAAAAAAAUAAUCGUAGCAGCGCAUUUUAAGCUUGCAAUACAGCAAGCCAUAUGCAAUAUGCAGACUAAACAUAAAAUUCACUAUAAAAUUUAUGACGUGCAAUGAAGAAACUAAUUAAAAAUAUAUCAGAUUAAAAAAAUGUCAUUAGAUAAUAUGGUCCCCUUAGCAGCUGCUAAUCAUAUUUUGUGCAGCAGAUUUAUUGCAAAGAGGACUAUUUUAUGAGCUAGAUAUUUGUCACAUGGUAGAUAACAGAUUUCCACAGCCUUGCACAAGAUAGUUUUUUUUCAGAAACUGUGCAAUCAUUUUUGUGUGUCAAAGAACUGUGAGCUCAGUUCACCCCCUCCCCAGUGGUGGCACCAGAAUUUUUUUGGGGGAGGAGGACACACAUAAGGGGCAUAAUAUAUCUCUAGGUGGAUUAGUUGUGUCCCACAUGAUCACUGAAAAAAAUAGUAGCAUAUGUUAUUGACAGGAGUCCAGCAAAGGGGAGGGGCCAGUGGGAGAGGUGAGCACCUUGCUUGGGUGGGUGCUUGCCUCCCUUGCCCCCUGUUGAGAGAGGGGGGAAGUAGCUGGGGGUGUUUUAGAACAGAGAAGAGGUAGUCAGCAUAAGGAUUCCACUUCCUCACUGCUUCUCUGCUCUCGAUUGUCACUGCUCUCCAUUUUGUAAAAACAAAAAAUGGUGAUGGAACUCUAAUACAGUCGUACCUUGGAAGUUGAACGGAAUCCAUUCCGGAAGUCCUUUUGACUUCCAAAAUAUUCAGAAACCAAAGUGCGGCUUCUGAUUGGCUGCAGGAAGCCCUGUCGGAUGUUCAGGUUCCCAAAAAUGUUCCCAAACCGGAACACUCACUUCCGGAUUUGCGGGGUUCGGGAGCCAAAACGUUUGAGAACUAAGCUGUUUGAAAACCAAGGUACGGCUCUUAAUGUGCAUUUGUGGAGGCAGCUAUUUUGCAAGAUCAUUAAUCCACCCCUGUGAAAAUAUCACUUUCCCCUCUUUUUAACAAAGGUGUUAAUAAUGAAUUUGCUUCAGCAUCUCUCUCUGCUCUCUUUCCCCACAGGUGCCUUCUUCAUCCCAUACCUCAUAUUCCUCUUUGCUUGUGGGAUCCCAGUAUUCUUGCUGGAGACAGCCCUUGGGCAGUAUACCGGUCAGGGUGGGAUCACUGCCUGGAGACGGAUCUGCCCUAUCUUUGAAGGCAAGUUGGUAGUACAAGGGAAGUCCUGGUAGCUUUCCGCCAAACACGCACUGUACUUUUUGAUCUAAUUCCCUCUGAGCUCCCCUGCUACAGGGCAUGGCUCAGAGCCAGCUGCCGUUGUACCUGUUCAGAACUGCAGUCUAAGUCAAAAGGGCGAGUCAUUCUGAAGUGUAGAUAUUGGAGGCAGAGCUGGUUCUCAAUACAGAGUCAAAAGGUGGUGGCAAAGGAGCAGCCAGAAGCAGAACAAGUUUAAAACUGCGGAGCCCCUGCCAAGGCAGGUGUGAAAGGGCAGAUAUUCAGAGGAGGAAGAAGCAGUGACGGCAACAAGGAACCACAAGUCUGCAAGUCUUUCUGCGUUUAAGAUAAAAACGUGAGCUCCCUGUUUGCAGCAGCAGUGAGGAGUUGAAGGGAGAGGUGAUUUCAUGCAAGGCGUUUAUGCUAGGAGUGGCAGGUUAUGCUGCAGAGAUACAAACUGAUCCUGUACAACAGGGAACCUCAUGCAAAGGGCCAAAAGUGGCCCUCCAGGUCUCUCUGCCCGGCCCUAGGAACUCUCCACAGGCCACACCCCUCAUGGCCAUUGCUUCACCCCCAAGUGGUUUUGCCUGCCUGGAAUGUGUCCCUGAAUUCUAGUAAUGUUUCUUGCUUGCCUGGAUGGAGGAUAGAGGGGUGUGUGUGUGUGUGUGUGUGUGUGUGUGUGAACUGUCUCUGAAAAUUUGCACAUCACUUGGGAAGACAGGCGAACUAAUACCGGCGUACUGGAAGAAGCAACGAUCACCAGUGUUGAAGCAAUGGUUCUUCAACAUCAACUUCGUUGGACUGGUCAUGUUGUGCGGUUGCCUGAUUAUCGUCUUCUAAAGCAACUACUCUAUUCCAGAUUUAAAAAUGGAAAGCGUAAUGCUGGUGGGUCAACAAAAGAGGUUUAAAGACUGUCUCAAGGCAAAUUUUUUAAAAUGUAGUAUAAACACCGACAAUUGGGAAACACUGGUCUGCGAGCGCUCCAGUUGGAGAACAGCCUUUACCAAAAGUGUAAUGGGCUUUGAAGACACUCGAACUCAGGACGCAAGGGAGAAACGUGCUAAGAGGAAGGCACACUUGGCUAAUCCACACCGUGAUCAACUCCCACUAGGGAACUAAUGUCCCCACUGUGGAAGGAUGUGUGGAUCCAGAAUUGGCCUCCACAGUCACUUACGAACUCACUGUUAAAACCAUGUUUAUGAAAGACAAUCUUACUCGGCUACGUGUGAUCGCCAAAGAAGUAGACUCUACAAAUAUGAAAUUUGCAUCCAUUGACGUGCCCACUGUGAAGCAAUGGUUAUGCCCUCCACAGGCAUGUGGAUCUCACCUGCCUUCAGACCAGAGUUGGGGAACUAGUGACCUUCUGGACGUUGCUGGACUCCAGUUCCCAUCAGCCCCUGUGAGCACGGCCUGGGAUGAUGGCAGUGACAUCUGGAGAUCCACAGCUUCCCCACCUCUGCUUCUGGCCAGUCUCUGAACUAUGUUUGGUCCUAUCAGUAACUGAAAACCUAGGUCUUUUUCAAUCACAGCUUGACAGGAAAUUUUGGCCCCUUUUUGUCUGUUUUUAACCAUCACCUUUAUCUCUCUCUCUCUCCCACUCAGGAAUUGGCUAUGCUUCCCAAGUCAUCGAAUCGUUCCUGAAUGUCUACUACAUCAUCAUAUUGGCUUGGGCCCUGUUCUACCUAUUUAACUCCUUCGCUGCUGUUCUACCCUGGGCCAGCUGCAGUAAUACCUGGAACACAGGUAUGACUCUGGCAAGAUGCCACCUCCUGCAUGGCUUUCUGAAGAAAUGGAAUUGUAGUUCUUACUUUGCUACAUAGGUUCAGGUGCAAGAUACGUUGGCACACGAAAUUAAAAAUGCAAAUCCUUUUUCUCACCCCGUUGCUGGUGAAAAUAUAAUAAGCAAUUGACAAUUUAAAGUAGCAAAAAAUAUUGGCAUUUGAAUAUUGUCAUUUCUGAUGUGACAUUUGUGUCCAUUUAUUCUUUUGCAUAGACUGACUGGUUAGUCCUAUGUAGGACAUUAUUGGCAGAUGAUAACAUAAACUGGGUUGUAUCCAAUGUUACUCAGAAUAGACUUAUGGAAAUUAAUGUACAUGGCUAACUUAGGCCCAUUAAUUUCAAUGGGUCUGUUCUGAGUUAGGACCUAGAUGGGCAGGUGAAUGAACCUCAGAUGUUGUGGUUGAUACUAUUGGAAGAAUUCAAAGGCUAUCCCAAAUCUGUUGGCUGAGGUUUCUCCAUCAUUCUCUGCCUAAGGUUAGGGAUGGCUCUGGACCAAGGCAACCUAGCGCUUGUGAGACGUCUUUGUCUUGUUUUUGAGAAGUUUUGAUACUGCCUAUUUUCUCUCUGAGCCCAAUCAAGAUGAUAGAGAUGUGGGGUGUACCUUUAUUUUUAUUUUUUUUAAAAAGACCUCAUGAUGUCUUGGAAAGAAAAACCCUUGUGUGAAGAGGUUGCUUACAAGGUUGUGGCUGUUUUAAUCUCAUGAGUGCAACUCCCAGAGAGUGGUUUUUGUUUUUGUUUUGCUUUUGGGGGUGUGGGGGAAAAAAGAGAGAGGAAAUACUCACUGCACAUUCUUCUCUUUGCUUUCCUCCUUAGAUAUGUUGUAGUCAAUUUUGUUCUGAGUAAAAAAAAAAAAGUCUAGUUCUUUUCCCUUAAAGCCUUUGUGUGCCUGGCUGGUUCCUGGCUUUGUGGACAGCCUUUCUGUGAGCUGAACAUGACCUUCUGAACUCAUGACUGAAAGGAUAAGAAUGUUGUACCACUGACCUCCUCACAUGGCAAUAAACACUGCAAACCCCCCUGCCUGCCUCUCUCUUUCAAGUCGCUGAAGAGACCAGAGUCUCAUGCAGUGGGGCUGUGAACUGUACCUUUGUACACUCAGCCUUUGCUUUAUUUCAUUUUAUUCAGAAUCCACAGGGCCCUGGAGAAGCAAGGCCAGAGGUUCCACCUGGCCUCUGAAUGCCUCUUGCCUUCUGUUACAGUCUUUUGCCUCUUUCUCUGCAGGCGGGAACAAGUGUAUCCAUGUUACAAAUCGCCAUUUUCCUUUUACUCAUACCAGGCAUUUAAUUUUUAAUGACAUCUUAAGGCUCUGAUCCCUGUUCCCAGUCUGGAGGUGGCCUUCCCUUCACAAAUUUCCAAGUAGGGCACCCACACCACAAGUUAACAGCAUUUCCAGCGCACAUCUGAAUAGCAUGUUGUUGUUGUUUAGUCAUUUAGUCAUGUCCGAUUCUUCGUGACCCCAUGGACCAGAGCACGCCAGGCACUCCUGUCUUCCACUGUCUCCCGCAGUUUGGUCAAACUCAUGCUGGUAGCUUCGAGAACACUAUCCAACCAUCUCGUCCUCUGUCAUCCCCUUCUCCUUGUGCCCUCAAUCUUUCCCAACAGCAGGGUCUUUUCCAGGGAGUCUUAUUUUCUCGUGAGGUGGCCAAAGUAUUGGAGCCUCAGCUUCACAAUCUGUCCUUCCAGUGAGCACUCAGGGAUGAUUUCCAAAUAAUAAUGGGAACUGUGGUUUGUUAAUGGUGCUGGGGAAUGGCAUCUCUGUGAAGGGGAAACUAUAGUUCCCAGAAUUCUUUGAGGGAGGGUAGUCAUGUGCUUUAAACUUGCUUUAAAUGUGUGAUGUGGAUCUGCCCAUAGUUUGUUAAUUUUAGACUCUUCAUGGUCCUCCCUUGGGGGGGGGGGGAGCAGGUGAAGAUUAUCUCUUUAUAAAUGCCCAUGGGUAAAACGUCACUUACUUUAAAAUGGAGUAAGCCAGCCCUGCUGCAUUUGGGGUCCUUCAUGCUCACGGUGCUGUGGUCUAAACCACUGAGCCUCUUGGGCUUGCCGAUCAGAAGGUCAGUGGUUUGAAUCCCCAUGACGGAGUGAGCUCCCGUUGCUCUGUCCCUGCUCCUGCCAACCUAGCAGUUUGAAAGCACGCCAGUGCAAGUAGAUAAAUAGGUACCACUGCAGCGGGAAGGUAAACAGCGUUUCCGUGUGCUCUGGUUUCCGUCACGGUGUUCCGUUGCACCAGAAGUGGUUUAGUCAAGCUGGCCACAUGACCCGGAAAGCUGUCUGUGGACAAACACCGGCUCCCUUGGCCUGAAAGUGAGAUGAGUGCGCAACCCCAUAGUCGCCUUUGACAGGACUUAACCAUCCAGGGGUGCUUUACCUUUUACUGUUGGAGGCAGUAUGCCUCUGAAUAUCUGAAUGGUUGCUGGGAUUGGAGGUGGGCAGAGUGUGAUGUGAAACUCAGGACCUUCUUUGCAGAUUUUCUGUGGGCUUCUGGUUUGCCACUGAGAGAAGAGGGUGAUGGACUAGGCUGGACUUUGGCUUGGCUCAGCAGGGCUAUUAUUAUUAUUAUUAUUAUUAUUAUUAUUAUUAUUAUUCCACCCAUUUGACAGGGUUGCCCCAGCCACUCUGGGCAGCUCCCAACAAAAUAUUAAAAACACGACAAAACAUCAAACAUUAAAAACUUUCCUGUACACUUUAGUUCUUAUCCCACCCUAGAGGCAUUACCAAAAGAGAGGACCCAUAUUUGAUUUUUAGAUUUAUAUAAAUCUGAAGAUUUAUAUACAUAGAGGCAAUUUUGAAAUUAUCACUUAAAAAUGAAUGCAACACACCCAAUGCUUUUGGGGGUAUUUUUUUUUUAAAAAAGAGAGGUGCUGUAUUGGUGUGUGUGCCAGAACACAAUGGCUGUCAAGGGCAACAAAGAAAGAGGUGAUGGUCCUCUGUGCUGAUUUGUACCACCACCCAAAAAAAACAAAAAACAAAAAAACAAAAAAACCAACCACUGCAUGAAUUUCCCACAAUAUUGGGAAAGAAAGUGACCAAGUGUCUUGGGCGACUGCUCAGUCUGCUGUCCAGGCACUAAGUGUUGAUGGGCAAUGUCAAAGUCCUGACUGCUCUCUCUUCUUGUGGUUCUUCUGCACCUUUAGCAUGGACAUCUCUUCAGAUAGAGAGAGGGCUCCUUCAAACAGAGAUCUGCCCUUUCUAAAAGUAAGACACAGAGCCACCCUAUGAGAGAGAGAGUGAGAGUGUGUGUGUGUGAGUGUAGGGGGCGGUAUUGACACCUGCCCCAUGGUCUUGCCUUGAUGGCACCACUGCAAGAAAGGUUCAGUCCUGCUUCUCCAAAUGAUCGAGAAGCGAGGACGUUUUCUUGUGAAUGUCUUUCCUUCCAAAAAUAUGAUGAUGAUGAUUGCUUUAUGUUCAACAUUUGCUAAUUCCUGCUCCUUUUCUUGCAUUUCCUCUUGGGGCUUUCAUUACUCAUUUAAAAUACGUUGUUAGCUUCUAUCACCACCACUGCUAGAUGCUCUGCGACUUACUUCCCUCUCCAGGAAUUUCACCAAUAAACUUCUCUCUCUCUCGCAGCUCCUCCCCACCAUGUGUAAGUGAGGGUGGACUUGAAUGAAUCCAAAGCGAUGACAGAAGGCGAGUGUGGGGGGGAAAGGAGGAGGGGAAACAGGAGUUUGUAUCUGUGUUGCUCAGUAAUAACUUGCAUACCACAAACAUCUGGAUUCUGUAUAAAUAAGGAGCUGCCAUUUCCUUCUGAAACUCUGGGCAGGGGAGGGUUCCGGUCAAAGUCAGGCCAGAAUGUUGUUGGAGCACUGCAGACUCUCACCCAAUUGCUUUCCCCUUUUCCACAGCUCUUUGUGUGGACUUUCUGAACAGCUCAAGUUUGGAGGACAAUAUCAUGCCAGCUAACGCCACCUCUCCAGCCAUUGAGUUCUGGGAGUAUGUAUUCAGAUUUUUCUGAUUCCUUUCCCCCCACAGUAUAAUUUAAAGGCAGGAGACUUUUGAAUGUGGCCUCUGAAUGUUCCAGCAAAAGGAAGUUACAAGGAGUAUGCACAGAACCUCAUGAGUUUAUUGACAGGGGCACGAAAAAAAGCCAGGGAUUGGACAAGGAUGUGAACAUUUGUAUGCCUCAAGUUCUGUGCAAGAUAAAAAGGCUAAAUGUCCACUGUCCAAAGGAGGGGAAACCAUGCAAUGUGAUGAGCGGGGAGGGGAAGUCUGUGGAAAGAGGGCGAUGGCCAUUGCUCAAGAUAAUAAGAUAAAUUGAAACCAAGUACAAAGAUCAAAUGGAGGAAGAUGAAGGAAAGUCGUUUAGCAUUGGCACUGUAAGUGAUGGGUUCUAAAGGAAACCGACUAUAUGGGGGUAUAAGCAAAAAUAAUCAGGAAGGGGCUGAAGUUGGCUAAUAGUGAAAUGUCAGGCUUGGGACAUCACCCUGUAUCUCGUCUUUUAAUCUGCACUGGCAGGAGGAGAGUCUUGGGAAUAACGGAUGGGAUACAUAAUCUGGGCACCGUGAGGUGGGAACUGGCUCUCUGUCUCCUGCUGGCCUGGAUCAUCUGCUACUUCUGCAUCUGGAAAGGAGUCAAGUCCACUGGCAAAGUAGGAGCAGCUGUGUGCUUUUCACUUCCUAAAAUGUAUUGAUCUGACCUGUCAGGUUCCCUGUGUCAAAGGAGGAGCAGAAAGGAAGAGGGAGGAGACCCAAGGGUCAAUUUCUUUCUUUCUUUCUUUCUUUCUUUCUUUCUUUCUUUCUUUCUUUCUUUCUUCCUUCCUUCCUUCCUUCCUUCCUUCCUUCCUUCCUUCCUUCCUUCCUUCCUUCUUCUCCCUCUCUCUCUCCGAUAAUAUUUUUUUAUUAGUUUUCAAUUGCAAUAAUCCAAUAAUAGCCUCAUUAUACAUAGCUGUCAACUUUCCUCUUUUCUUGCGAGGAAUCCUAUUUGGAAUAAGGGAAUUUCCCUUAAAAAACGGGAAACGUUGCCAGCUAUGUCAUUAUAACAAUGCCAAAUUAUAAUACAAUUACUAAUACCAAAGGUUCAGAUGCCAAAUUAUGUAAUUUAGGUGCCCCCCAUGCUAGAAUUGAUGGUUUGAUGAUUUACUUUAUUUUAGCGUUCCAAAAUCUUAUUAAUUUCAAUUGCACUCCAGUCAAAAUAGCAAUCCCUUAUACAACAACUGCAAUAUUAACAACUUCUAUUCGUAUAGACACAUUAAAUGAUUUAUAAAUCAACAGGUGAAGCAUUCAAACUAUAUCCUUGUUCUUCCUGUGUGUGGCAAUUAUUCUGUCCAUGAUGUUUCUUUCUGUCCUGGUUGCUGUUGUUCUCCUUCAUGCCUUGGGUGGAGCUAAUAUCCCGUUGUUGUUUCAGACAUUCUCCAUUGCUCUGUCCCGUGCUUGAUUGUUCUGCAACUUCAACAGCAGCUGCAAAAAUCACAGUGUCCCAAUAAAUAACCUGUUUUUGGCAUUUCCCCCCUCUCAGCCUGGGAAGGAGAGUGAUCUGCAAAUAACUCAGUAAUGACCUGAUCAACUCCUUGGCAAGCUCGCAGAUUCCUUUCAUCUCUCCGUUCAGCCGAAGAUAAACCCGAGGGUCAAUUUCAGGUAGCAUCACCUACCGUGUGUGGUGAUGUUAUGGCAAGGUGCAUUCCAGCAUCCUUGGCUCACAGCAUGCUCAUGUUGGAGGCAGGGAAAUGUGCAGUGCUCUGUCACCCAAGGAUGCUGGGUAAUUUCACACAUAAUAUUAGUUCACAUGUUAUGCUAAGCCAUGGUUUAGUGUAAAUGUGUGGGCUCUGGAAGAGGAGAUGGCAGGUGCUUUGCUUCUGCCUGGUGGUUCUACUACAGAGCUGAGCUAAGCCAUGGGUUGGUUUAGAGAGUUGUCUGAAACCAGGCUUGUGAUUUAGCUCUCUCUAGACUAACCAAGGUUUGUCUGAUGGAUUAUGUCUUGUAAUCUGAAACCAUGAGCCGUAGUUUAGUGCAGUGCAGUGCAGUGAAGCAAAGCAGCUGAAUGACUGAGGAAAAGCAAAGCAGCCACCUUCUCCUGAUCCAGAAGCCUAUGCACAUUCACACUAAACCAUGGCUUGGCUUAGAGUGAUAUGUGAACAUAGUUAUUUUGCUUGAGUUGAUUGGCAGUUCUGACUGCCAAUGAGACGUCCCUAAAUUGUUGAUUUAAAGCAGAGUCCAGCGGAAGGAUGAGGAAUACGUGCUGCAUACUCUAUAUUGCUUUAUUUACAGUUCAAAGCUGGUAUAUUACAGAAAGACAUCUUGCCUCUGCCGGAGCAGAAAAAUGCAUCCUCUCUCCUCAACAGCUCGGAGAGAAUCACACAGUGAAAAACAGGAAACCAGUGUACGUCACAUCCAGUCUCCCUUUCCCGUGAGAAACUCCAACAGUACAGACUGUGGAAUGUAAACACCUGUCUCGUGACAAGCAGAGCUGCACAGUGAAGGAAAGCAGAAACCAACAUCCUCCCCUUUCUGUGAACAUCACUGGGCAGCGUGUUUGCACAAUAUCAGUACAAACCCAACUUCUGCACAUAGGUACAGUGUUGAUCCUCGAUACAAUCUUGGACAAUACAUCAGCAGGAAUUUCAUUACCUGGCAUAUAGGACACCGUUACGAGUCCCUUCUGAAUACAUUCCCUAGCAUGCUGCAACUUUAAUUGCAAGUGCUUUGUGCUUUGCUUACAACCUUCAGACUUCAGCAAAGCCAAACAUGCUUUGUUGUCCUGGUAAACCUGGAUUGGACAUUUGACAGGAAUUUUCAUAUCUUUGCACAAUUGUACUAACCAUUCACAAUCCUUAAGUGAAUAAGACAGUGCAUUCAGUUCGGCUUCACAAGUACUUAAGCUAACUGUUGUUUGCUUCUUGCAUGACCAAUCAAACAGACUCUGAUUGUACAUGUAGCAAACUCCAGACGUACUUUUCCUGUCUGUAGCGUCACUUCCAAAACUUGCAUCUGCAAAUAUCUCAAGACCACCAGACUUCUGAUUGUUAAAUCUCAGUCUGUAAUGCAUAGUGCCUUUCAAAUACCGCGCUAUGCGUUUCAGAGCUUUCCAAUCCUUGACACUAGGAUUGUUGACUUGUCUGCUUAGCAAAUUACAGCUAACAGCAAUGUCUGGUCUUGAACAUCUGGCAAUGAAGUUUAGCUUGCCUAGCACACUCCUGUACAGUGUAGUGUCAGAAAAUGCUUCUUCAGUGUCAUCUACCUGAUAACCUGUUGUCAUCGGUGUGUUUACAGGGUUAGCAUCCAUCAGAUUUAGUUUGCUUAACACAUCAGCAAUUUUCCGUGACUGGUGUACUAGAAUGUUACCAUCUUGAUCUUUCUCUAUUUCCAGAGAUAGGUAGUUGUUUACCUCACCAAGAUCUUUCAUGUCAAAGUGCUCUUUCAGUUGAGCUAGGGCGCUAUUGUACAUUGCAACAUCUUUCCAAAAGAAUAAUAAAUCAUCAACAUAAAACAAACAGUACAGUUUCUUUUGCCCCUCCUCUUUGACAAAUACACAUGGAUCAGCUUUCCCUUGCUGAAAACCUAGAGAAAACAAUACUUCAGUGAGUUUUGUGUGCCAACACCGUGCACUUUGUUUGAGACCAUAAAGGGAUUUCUUCAGAGCACAAACAAAUCCCUGUUUUACCUGUACGCCAUCAGGUGGAAGCAUAUAAAGUGAUUCAUCUAGAGAUCCGUACAGAAAAGCUGUAUUAAUAUCAUGGUGACUAAUGUGUAGAUUUUCCUCUGCAGCUAGCUUGAGCAUAAGCCUAAUGCUUUCAUAUCUCACUGUGGGUGAAUAGGUCUCGUGAUAGUCUUCACCUGGUACCUGUGCAAAAUCUCUGGCUACCAAUCUGGCUUUGUGUCUGACUAUCUUGCCAUUUUGAUCUGUCUUCGCUUUGAAGACCCAUUUGCUUCCAAGCAGUUUCAUUCCUGGAACUACUGGAACUAGCUCCCAUGUUUUGUUCCUUUUUAAGGAAUCAAGCUCAGCCUUCAUGGCAUUAAGCCAAGGCUCAGCUUCCUUUGUAUCCAAACUCUGGAUUUCUUGGAAACUUGAAGGUUCAAAUACCUUCUUGGAGCUUUUAACAGCUGUUACUGCUAUCGUAGCAAACUCAUCAGCAAAUCUCUUUGGAGGUUUGCCUUUUGUGGCUCUCUGUGACCUACGAAUCAGCCUUAAGUCUUCAACACUCUCCUCUUCCUUCUUAGGAGAAAAACGACCUAUUGUAAACAAUGGUUCCUCCAAUUCUUGAUCAGAGCUUUCAGAGGGUCGCAUAGAGGCUUUCGCACUCUUGAAAUCCUCUGAAUCACCCGAUUCAGUUUCAGAUUCAGACUCAGAACCUUCAUCAGUGGGUGUGGGUUGUUGUGGUUGCUUUUGACUAUCCUCAGUCUCAUCACCGUCAUCAGGAUAACAUUGGAAAAUUCCCACAUUCUCCCCCACUUUGCAUUGUACUCGACACUUCUCGUGAGCUUAAUUGUCUUAGAGUCAGUCAUCAUUAUUCUGUAAGACCCUUUCUGAUAACCUAGAAAGAUACCAUGCAAUCCACGCUUGUCUAACUUGGAGUUUUGUGGUGAGCAAACCCACAUGUCAGAACCAAAAAUCUUCAUGUGUUUGAUGUAUGGCUUCUUGCCAAACAUCUUCUCAUAGAGAGUACAACCAAUCGCUGAAGAUAACCUGCGAUUGUAACUGUAAACAAAACACGAGAGAGAUUCGGCCCAAUAACUCUCUGGAAGAUUGGCAUCAUGCAGCAAGGUUUUUAAUCCUUGAAGCAAUGUCUGAUUUGCCCGUUCCGCAAGUCCAUUCUGCCAUGGCGAGCGAGGACUAGACAAAUCGUGUUGAAUUCCUUUCUCAGUCAGAAAAGCUUCAAACUGCUGAGAAGUGAAUUCCCCCCCGCGAUCACUGAAAAGAGUCUUUAUCUUCUUACCAUGCACAUUUUCCAACCAAGCACAGAAUUCCUUGAACCUAGGAAAAGCCUCCGAUUUCUGCUUGAGAUUGUACACAAAAAUAUAUCUAGAAAAUGCAUCAAUGAGAACCAUGAAGUAUCUAUUUCCACCCAAAGAGGGCGCUAGUGGUCCAACCAAAUCAGCAUGAACAACCUGGUAUGGUUCUGUAGCUUUCCUACUAGACACCUUACCUUUCGCAGCCAUUUUCACCUUGUUUGCUGCGCAUGCUUUGCACUUCAUGUGGUACCUGCAGGGUUUAAUAGUCAUACCUUCAACCAAGGCAGGCAUUUUAGAUACUGCCUCAAAAUGCAAAUGACCAAAUUUUCGAUGAAAAUCGUGAAUACAUUCUGCAUGCAAACUUUUGUUAGAACCUGCAAUGCAACAAGUGUCAUCCUGCACCACAUCAUCAUAAUACAAAACAAACAAAUGAUCAACAUAUUCUGCAUGCAAUACAUAAUCAUUUUUCUUUGUGAUGAUGCACUUCUUGUUCUUGAAGGAAACGUCAAUGUUCCGCUCAUUCAGCUGUCCAACGCUGAGCAGAUUAUGUUUGGCGUCUGGCACGUAAAGCACAUUCUGUAUCGAUAAGUCCAAACUGUGAAGAACAACAGUUCCGUAGCCUUUACUGGGAAUAGUGUGGUCAUCCGCCUGGUGAAUCGCACCUUCCUGCGGUGUAAAAGACACAAACAGUCUCUUAUCGUUGCACAUGUGGUGGGUGGCCGCUGAAUCAACAACGAAGAAAGAUCUAGACGUCUUCUGGACCUCUGCAACCUUUGGAGUGAAGCGUGAAACCAUAGCCUUGUGCUGCGUUGUCCUAGACACCGGACCUUUGCCUUUGCCUCGGCCUUUUCCGCGCGAUGAGCUUUCGCUGCGCUGCUCUGUCUUGGCCCUGGGAUGUCUGCAUUCCCUCUUCAUAUGGCCUAGACGUCCACACGAGUAGCAUUUCACUGCCUUCAAAGCUUUGGCGCCAUCUGGUGGUUCCACUGCACUAUGGGAUGACGUCUGUGAAGACUCCCCUUGCCCAUGCAGCUAGCACCCCGGCGAUCUGCUUCAUUUAAAAUCACGGCAGUAACAAAGUCCACUGUCAGCUGAGCAGUUGGUUGCACAGCAAUCUGGGUUGCAACAGACUCCCAACCUGAACCCAAAGAUUGUAGUAUCAUGAAAGAAUACACAGCCUCUGGAAAGUUGAGUCCUCUCUGUUGCAGCUCAUGUCUCAGAUUUUGCAUCUUCAUCAGAUGUAAACGCACAUCUCCACCUUCAGCAAGAGCCAUAUUGUGCAGCUUGUUAAAAUAAAACAUAGUGGAUCCAGCUUCUGUCCUUAAGUGAGCCUCUUUCAGAGCGUCCCAAAUUUCUCUGGCUGAGGUCUUAUCACGCAAUAGACAGAGCUCUUCUGGGGAUACUAUCAAUGUAAGAGUUCCCCUUGCUUUGGAAUCCUUAGCUUCCCAUGCAUCUGUAACUGGAACUGGGGGGGUUCCUGUAAUCACCUCAAACAAACCCUCUUUCCGCAGAAUUGCCUCUGCAUACUGAACCCAGUCGGCAUAAUUUUUCUUGUUGAGCUUAGGAAUCCCACAAGCAUCCUGAAGGGCCAUCAUGACUCUGGCAUUAGCCUUCAGCGUCAUAUGCUGCUUUAAAUCUUGCUGCGUCACUGCUGCAGCUGCUUUAUUACAAAGCACACUUAAAGUUACUUUCGAUUUCCCCAGCAUAGUGACUGUGCCUGGGAGCCUUUUGCCUGUUCCCGGCAAAACCGGCUUUAAAGUUCAAAGUCCAGCCAUAAAGCCAUUAACUUGAAGCUGGCAGGCUGCCCGGAGCAGUAGCACAUACCUCAUCAAUCACUUCUACGCGCAGAGCAGAUUCCGUUCCGAUCUGUUCCCCUGCAUUCCGAUCCUCUGCCGGCACUCCGAUUCGACGUCUGGAGCCCAUAACCACGUGUUGAUUUAAAGCAGAGUCCAGCGGAAGGAUGAGGAAUACAUGCUGCAUACUCUAUAUUGCUUUAUUUACAGUUCAAAGCUGGUAUAUUACAGAAAGACAUCUUGCCUCUGCCGGAGCAGAAAAAUGCAUCCUCUCUCCUCAACAGCUCGGAGAGAAUCACACAGUGAAAAACAGGAAACCAGUGUACGUCACAUCCAGUCUCCCUUUCCCGUGAGAAACUCCAACAGUACAGACUGUGGAAUGUAAACACCUGUCUCGUGACAAGCAGAGCUGCACAGUGAAGGAAAGCAGAAACCAACAUAAAUGUCACCUGCUUUUAACAGCAGCAACAAUAGUUCUUUUUUGUUAAAAAAAAAGUUUUUGCUCAGCCCAAGAUAAAAUAAUCUGUUUUAGCACCUUUAAAACGCCCAGUGAAUUUAGUUGUUUCAUUGUUAUAAUAUUCCCAUAAUAUUGCUGUAACUGUCAUACCUUUCUUCAGGGUUAUGUAUGUUUAAGUACCUAGUACUAACCUUAUUAUUUCUAUAUUCCCCCUGCAUGGGUUGAUUGUGUCUUGGAUCUUAGUAUGUUGUAAAUAAGCUCCACUUUCUCAGAUUACCUUCCUUCUCUAACCCUGAUCACAGUCCUAAGUCCAGGAGGACUUUGUCUCUACAUCUCCAUUCUGCUUACCUGCAGGUGGUCUACUUCACUGCCACAUUUCCUUACCUGAUGUUGAUUGUUCUGCUGGUUCGAGGAGUCACUCUUCCUGGUGCAACCGAAGGGAUUCUGUUCUAUUUGAAGCCAGACAUUUCAAGACUAGCAGAUCCCCAGGUGAGUUUAUGGCUGAUUCUGAUCUGAUGGGCUUGAAUUUGGUGGCUAGAAAUCACAAGAUCUGAUUUUUCUUCUCCAUACCUACCUGAAGAACCAAAGAUCUAAGAACAUGAUUAAACCAGUAGAAUAAAAUGUCCACGCAAACAUAAAAUAUUACAUAUUAAAGAGGAUGGGGAAAAUCUGUCAGUUUCUCUCAGUUUCUCAUUUUUUCCCAUCUUAAGUUCAUAUUUCUGCAUCAGUUUGGAUAUAUUUUUAUUUUUAAAAAAGAAUCCUCAUGGACAAAAAUAUCUAGGUCAAACAGGGCAACCUUGCUCCCUCUAAAGCAGUUUUUAGCAUUCCACCUUAAAGGCAACAGCCCUUUCUAAAGGGCAGCAGAAGUUUACUCUAGCACGAGGACUGCUGUUUGCCAGAAUAUUUUAAAAUAUGGAUAUGUUAGGCCAUUGGCACUUAAGGCACAGCAAAUGCGGCUGCUUCUAUUAAAUAUUCAAUACCUGACAGAUGGCUUCACCGAGCCCUAAGUGAAAAUGAUUAAGAAAGAGAAAGAUAAUGUCUCUUCUAAUUUACUGGGAUCUGGCUUGAGUUUCUCAUGGAUAACGUCAGAAUUUCCCCAGAGAGGCCAGAGCUUCUAGCCAAAGAAAACCCCCUGAAAAAAUCACAUAGUUAUCAUCUCAACUGCAAGCAGUCAGGAAUAUUGGAAAUAUGGGAACUAUUUCUGCAUAGUUUGUGGUUCAACAGUUAUGAACAGGGUAGCUGGGUGCUUUAAAUUAUUUUUUUACAGAGGACAGUCCUCUAUUUGAAAGGCUGUUGGGUCCAAGACUGGUUUAAAGAUAAAAAAAUAAGAAGGAGGAGGCAGGGACCUUGAAGUUGGCCAUCAGCAGUUAACAUUCACACUGAGCAGGCAUAGAGGCCGCCAUCUUCUCACUGUAGUGAGAUGUGUUGCAUUGCUAUUGAAAUUAUAGUAACUGAGUUGUGAUCAACUAAGUCCUACUUGGAGAAGACCCACUGAAAUAAAUGCACCUAAGUGAGUCAGGGCAAUUGAUUUCAAUGGUUCUACUCUGAGUAGGACCAGCAUCACAUUCUUAUGCAAAUAUUAUAAAAUUCUUCUGCACUACUAUUUUUUGGGAGGGAUGGAUUUCCUCUAUUUUGGUGGUGCACAGAUGCAAUGCUUCUUUGUGAUUAUACCUGCUGGUACAGAGUACCAUCCACUUUUGUAGCCUUUUACUGUGCAGGUACCCACAGCACUUUGAUCAAGAUAUGGGCACUGGCAUCUCAUUAUUUUUUACCAAAAAAUAAAUAGAUCACUGUACAGUACAAGUGGCUACUCUAAAUAUGAAACUUGUGAUGGGCUAUCCAUUCCUGCUACAGGUUUACGUCCCAUUGCCAUUUUUUUUAAAAAAGAGGGUGUUUUGUGUCCUUUGUUUCUAAAGACAUUUCUACCAUGCUUUUUGGACACACGGGCUACCCAUACAUUGCUUACAUUUUGGGGGGUGGUGGUGGGAGAAUUGUCAUUAGCUCUCCUGUUGGCCCCGCGAUCACAUCACUGCUUGUUCUCAUGCAGAUAAUCAGCCACAUUGCCAACGUUGGGCAGGCAGCUCCACCAGACCCCACAUGCCACUGCGGAUAACUUAUAUCCUUAGCAAUAGAAAAUAAACAAUAAUAAAACUAAGGCAAGCUGAAAAUGCAACCCAGAAAGCAGAUUAAACAAAUAGUUUCAGCAGCCAAGAAAUGAAUGGAGAGCACAAGCAACCAAAUAAUGCUUGAAGCCAAGCAGUCAACAAAUCAGUAAAUGGGCACAACUAAAACAUAAAUAUAUCAGACAUGCUUCAUAAAUAUGGUAGUAUUAGCAAUUGUAGCAAUUAUUAGACAGCAAUGCAAAAUAUUUCGUAGAAACAGACUGCAGCUGGCAUCAUUUAGGGCCCUGCCCUCCUAGGCCACGUGGAAAUGAAUGAGACAGAAAAUGGGAGACCAACCCUUUCAAGACUCAAGGGUUUGUAUUUUAGUACCAACCUAUAUAACUCACAGGACGCGGGUGGCACUGUGGGUUAAACCACAGAGCCUAGGACUUGCCGAUCAGAAGGUCGGCAGUUCGAAUCCCAGCGACGGGGUGAGCUCCCAUUGUUUGGUUCCUGCUCCUGCCAACCUAGCAGUUUGAAAGCACGUCAAAGUGCAAGUAGAUAAAUAGGUACCGCUCCAGCGGGAAGGUAAACGGCAUUUCCAUGCGCUGCUCUGGUUCUCCAGAAGUGGCUUAGUCAUGCUGGCCACAUGACCCAGAAGCUGUACGCCAGCUCCCUUGGCCAAUAAAGCGAGAUGAGCACUGCAACCCCAGAGUCGGUCACGACUGGACCUAAUGGUCAGGGGUCCCUUUAUCUUUACCUUUAUAUAACUCACAUUUCUCGAACGGCUUAGUUGUUGAACAAAUCGGCUCCCGAAUGCUGCAAAUCCAGAAGUAAGUGUCCCAGUUUGCGAACGAUUUUCAGAAGCUGGACGUCUGACGCAGCUUCUGCUUGAGUGCAGGAAGCUCCUGCAGCCAAUUGGAUACUGUGCCUUGGUUUUUGAACGGUUUUGGGAGUCGAACGGACUCCCAGAACGGAUUAACUCCGAGAACCAAGAUACCACUGUAUAUGAAAAACAGUUAUCCUCUGAAUUUUUCACUUCCCUGAAGUUUGCAGUACUGUUCUCAACCUCAAAGUGUGCCCUAAAGUACAUAAUGAAAAUAAAGCACACAUACACACUACAUUGCAUUAGAGGAGGAAGUUUCCAGAAAUGCAUAUACUGUGCAAAUUGUAUACAAAAAAAAAUAAAUCACAUAUUAGGAGGAGAAUUCUGCACACAAAUGUGCAUGAAUUUUCUUGUGAAUGUUUCAUAGGAAAAUGUGCAAAUGCAGAAAUGGAGUAAACCAAGCAUAAAGUAGGGAAGAGAACAAAGUGAGAGAAACUGAAGUUGAGAGAUUCCUUUGUCCCUAUGCUCAGCUAAAUGUAUAGCAUGAUGGAAACGACAGGUGCAGCAUCUUCAUCUUUAGUCAUCUCAUUUAUACACCGCUUUAUAUGGUUGCUGUUUUUUUAAAAAAAACCUUAAACCAUCAAAUAAAACAUCCCAGAAUAAAACAUCACCAAAGAGAGUCGGAUAUAAAGUGUAUAUUCAAAGCAGCAUAAUAAACUGGAAACUAAAAUAUUAUCUUAAUUUCAAAAUAAAACAUUACAAAGGUCAAGAAUGCACAUUUAAUACAAGAAAGCUAAUAGGGCUUCUCCUACUCUGUUGCCAAAGCAGCAACUGUCACAUGGGCAUAAAAGACGUCACCUAAACAUGGCAGUUGACUCAGAUGCAGGAUUUGUGCCUUGCACCUCAAACGAUGCCCUGUCUGCCAGACUGUGAUUGUUUGCCUUCUGAAUCUAGACAUGAUUCCCCUUUGCUUUGCUCUAGGUAUGGAUGGACGCAGGCACUCAGAUCUUCUUCUCUUAUGCCAUCUGCCAGGGGUGCCUCAUAGCUUUGGGCAGCUACAACAAGUACAACAACAAUUGCUACAGGUAAGGAGAUGUUCCCCAAAAAAUCUCAGCUACUUUGACAAAAAGUAAACAAACAAAAAACUCAAAAACUUUGUUCAGAUUUUCACUUUGGGGAAUAUUGCAACUCUACUCAGCCAUGCUUCACUGUGAUCAGACUCCCUUGGGAUUCUGCAGCAAGCAGUUCCAAAUUCCAUGACUGGAGUAGAAUUUUUCGCCCCACCAAGGUUUUGGACAUGGGUUUUCCUCUACUCAUGAUGCUUCCUUUUGAGUUGUCCAAAUUAUUUCAGCGCACCCCACCCCCAAUAUGCUCAUCAUGAUUCAACCAAUCUCAUUCGCAGUGAGACUUGUGAGCCACUUGGAGAGUACCCUCCCCAUAAAAGUCCACGUAUAAUUUUGGUGCCAGUUAAAGGCUUGACUCUUUGCCUCUGCAUUUGCAGUGGUUAUCAUUUAGUUGAUAGUAGGUUAGCCUGUUCUGUUAUUUUAGCUGCUCUUAUUGUUUAUUGAUGAUUUAUUAUUGUUCCUUAUAUUGUUCUCUGUUUUGUACUGAGCUCUGGGAUCCACUGAGGUGAAGAGUAGACUACAAAGGCUCUUCAUAAGUAAUGUAAAUAAAGUAAUGACCUGGAUUAAUUUUGUGAGGACAUUAAGCUAACAAUUGCGUUUGGGGUGUGAGUUUUUUUGGACUGAUGGCCUGUGUGGUGUGUGUGUGUGUGUGUGUGUGUGUGUGUGUGUGUGAGAGAGAGAGAGAGAGAGAGAGAGAGAGAGAGAGAGAGGGAGUACACCCACACCCACACUUGCCAUAUAUUAAGUCAUAACACUGUUGACUAUGACGAGACUAGGAACCAUACUCCACGCUCCUCAGCAAAGGUGUCUUGGAGACCUAUCAGGAGAUGUGAGGGCUUGAUUGUAAGAUCUUCUGCCUUUCAGACUGUUUGCUCUGCUAAUGAGUACUGGUGGGUCCGGUGCUCAAAUUCUGGGAUAAAAGGUGGAGGGGGAGCUUUAAUUUAAUUUAAUGCACAAGCCCCACCUGGUGGUGCAAAGGACAGGAGCAUCCUCCAGUUGUAACCCACUCACCUUCGUUUUGCCCCGGCAGGGAUUGCUUUAUGCUCUGCUUCCUGAAUAGUGCCACCAGUUUUGUGGCUGGCUUUGCCAUCUUCUCCGUGUUGGGCUUCAUGGCGCACGAACAGGGUGUGCCCGUCUCAUAUGUGGCUGAAUCAGGUGAGCAUGCAGGGACUGCAACAAAGAGACUGGUGAAAUAUAAAGCAUGGCUUGGGGUCUUAAGAAUGGAACUAUGAACAGGAAGCUGCCAUAUACUGAGCCCAUUGGUCCAUCUAGCUCAGUAUUGUCCACAAUGACCAGCAGUGGCUCUCCAGGACUUCAAGCAGGGGGUAUUCCCAAUCCUACCUUGAAAUACUGGGGUUUGAACCCAGGACCUUUUGCAUGCAAAGCAGAUGUUCUACCACUGCGCUAUGGCCCUUCCCAAGCCUGAAGAGAUGCAUAAAAGUUAUCAGGACUACGGGUGGAAAACAUUUUUUAUUGCUUCUAAAACUGUUGAUGCUCUGAGUUUGUUCUUUAGCCAGAACCAGCUGACAUUACAUAUCAGGACAUAAACAGAGUGGAAUAAUGCAUAUCUUCAUGCCACUUCUCAGAGCCAAGAUUGCAUUCAUGCCCUGCAAAAAUUCCUAGAACAUGUGAACCAUUCUGUAUUAUUGUGCAAUACCUGGCUUUUCAUAUAGUAGCUCAGUUAUGGAUCAUUAUGAGAGCUAGUUAAAUCCACUGACUGAGACCAUCGAGACAAUGGGAAGACCCCACUCCACCAGGAAGCUCUAAACCUAACCUACUUCGUGGGGUUGUUAUGAAGGUAAAAUAGAUGUGGGGAGAAAUAAUAGACCCCCAACCUGAUGGGAUGGACUGAGCACGUUUAGAGGGUGUGGAAUCCAGACUGACUGUUGGGAACGAGAGGGCCAGAAUUGAGCGGAUGGGAUCCCAGAACCUGGAAGCUUUUGUUGUAGGUCCCACUACGACACUAAAGGAGGUUAAAAAAAAUUGCUAGAAAGGCCAGCAUAAAAUAUUAGAUUGAGCAUCUGGUUAGAAAGAUAAAGGGCACUGCGUUGUAUCCAAUAAAUUAUAUCCUGAGUAGACCCACUGAGUUCAAUGGACUUGGCUAACUUGAGUCCAUUGGUGUGAAUAGGUCUACUAUGAGUAUGACUUGGUUUGAUGCAACUGUUUGGGUGGAAUUCUGUGUAGCGCAAUUGUUCUAUCAACACAACCAUUAUAUGCUUGUCUGAUGGAAGAAUCUCUCCUUUCCUCCCACCUGUUCACUGUUCUGGGAUUUUGCCAAAUCCUCCAGAGCAGAUUUGGGGGGUGCACAGGGUGAAUGAGGGGAGGGAGCGGAAAGUCCUGUUCUGCUAGUGGAAGUCCUUGCACCAACUUCUGACAGCUGAAUGGGGUAGUUGAAUCUGGCCCUUUCCCUCCACCUUGUUGUACAUGGAAAGACACCUCAUGAUAGAUGUAGAUGUGUCUCUAUCAACCCAGUUUAUCUGUUGGGUUAGUGAAACAUCAGUUCACCUGUUUCUGCUCAAUUGGUAGGUCCUGGAUUAGCAUUUAUCGCCUACCCAAAAGCUGUCACCAUGAUGCCUGUGUCUCAGAUUUGGGCCUGCUUGUUCUUCCUUAUGCUGAUCUUCUUGGGACUGGACAGUCAAGUAUGGAAAAAUAUUUAUCAUUUUCCUGAGUUUGGGGGUGGUAUGUCUGUAAUAGUAUCUUGCGGGGGGGGGGGGGACCUACUAAAUGGUAUCUGGAAAAAAGGAGUGAGAAGAAUAAAUGAUAAGCAUUAAUUUGUUGUAUAGAUUAGUGAAAAGAUGUGGGAAGCUGUCACUUCGACCUGCAUCUGAUGUGCAUUAUUAAUUAAUUAACUGAUUAAUUAAUUAAUUAACUUUUUAUACUUCCCUUCAUCCAAAGAUCACAGGGAAGUUCACAACAUAAAAAUACACAAUACAUAAUAAAACAAACCACCACCAAUAACCCCCUCUCACAAACACAUUUAAAAGGCCAUAGAAUGUUAAUCAGCCAAAGGCCUGGUUAUAGAGAAAUGUUUUUGCCUGGAGUCUAAAGACAGGUAAUGAAGGUGCCAGGUGAGCCGUCACGAUCCACAGAUUUUGCUAACACAAAUGCAAACUUCCUUCUUGUUGCAUCCAUUCCCCCCCCCUCACCUUUUUGGUUUCCCAAAUGAAACGUCAUUUCUCAAGAUGUUUACAUGGUUAAAUAUUAUGAGGUGGGGAGAGAUAAUAAUAAUAAUAAUAAUAAUAAUAAUAAUAAUAAUAAUAAUAAUAAAUUAUUUCUACCCCGCCCAUCUGGCUGGGUUUCCCCAGCCACUCUGGGCGGCUUCCAACAAAAGAUUAAAAAUGCAUUAAAAACUUCCCUAAACAGGGCUGCCUUCAGAUGUCUUCUAAAUGUCAGAUAGUUAUUUAUUUUUUUGACAUCUGGUGGGAGGGCAUUCCACAGGGCAGGUGCCACUACCAAGAAGGCCCUCUGCCUGGUUCCCUGUAACUUCGCUUUUCUCAGUGAGGGAACCACCAGAAGGCUUUCAGCGCUGGACCUCAGUAUCCAGGCCGAACAAUGGGGGUGGAGACGCUCCUUCAGGUAUACUGGGCAAAGGCCAUUUAGGGCUUUAAAGGUCAGCACCAACACUUUGAAUUGUGCUCCGAAAUGUACUGGGAGCCAAUGUAGGUCUUUCAAGACUGGUGUUAUGUGGUCUCGGCGGCUGCUCCCAGUCACCAGUCUAGAGAAGAAAAAGCAGUUGAAUUGGCUAACAAAGGAUAUACUAACACGCAUCCAUUACAAUGCAUGGUGGCCACUAUUUACAGAUCUAUAGAUUUAUAGAUCUACACACACAGAGAGAAAUGACAGCCUAUCUAAUGCAUUACUGUCUAUGGUGACUGACACAGUCUUUCUAGGGUCUUGCAUGGAGGUAUCUUCUGAGCCUUUUAACUGGAGCUGCCAAGAAUUAACCGCGGGUCUUCUGCAUGCAGAAAAAAUGUUCUCCCAUUGCUGAGUUACAAACCCUCCCCAGGGGCAAGGGGAAGUUUUGGCUUCCAGCCACUUUGACUUGUGCCAAGGCAGUCAUGCACACACCCACGUGGAAGGAUUCAGGCCACUUGAGGCAUGCCAUUGCAAACAAUGAGUGUGGCAGGGUGGGGAUGGUUUCCAGCAAUGUAUCUCAAGUCCAGUCCUGCAUGUGCUGGGAGAUGUGCAUGACUGACUGGGUUAUGGCUACAAGAAGUUAUGACUAAGAGCAGGCAUAGGCAAACUCUGGCCCUCCAGAUGUUUGGGACUACAAUUCCCAUCAUCCCUGACCACUGGUCCUGUUAAGCUAGGGAUGAUGGGAAUUGUAGUCCCAAACAUCUGGAGGGUCGGAGUUUGCCUAUGCCUGGCUAAGAGUGAACACUGACAAGGAAAUUGGAGGAGAGGGAGGACCAAGGAAGGGGAGCUCUGGAACAUGGUAUUUCCUGAUAUGACUAUUUCUUCCAUAGUUUGUCUGUGUCGAGAGCUUGGUGACAGCCAUUGUUGACUUGUUCCCAGACAUCUUCCGUAAGAAAGGACGUCGGGAGGUGCUGAUCCUGGGCAUUGCAGUGAUCUGCUACUUGAUUGGCUUGCUACUAGUCACUGAGGUGAGAAGCAGAGCUCAGUGGGAGGGCAGAAGAAGCAUUUGGAAAUAACACCUGCCCCAACAACCACACAAUGGCAUACAAUCAUUAUUAUCCAGCACUCUAAGCUCACAUAAAUGGUUAGAAGACGCUGCAAUGCGAUUUGCAUUUCCAUAUGCUAUACAGUUGUAUCUUGAACGGAAUGUGUUCCGGGAGUCUGGUCGACUUCCAAAACGUUCGAAAACCGAAGCACAACUUCUGAUUGGCUGCGGUAAGCUCCUGCAUCCAGUUGGAAGCCGCACUGGAUGUUCAGCUUCCAGAAAUCAUUCAAAAACUGGAACACUCACUGGUUUCCAUUGUUCAAGAGCUGAUUUGUUCGGGAGCCAAGGCAUUUGAGAUCCAAGGUAUGACUGUAUAUGUCCUUUCCCCCAGGGACAGUCCAUGUCUUUUGGUGCCUGACCCAAAUAAAUCACUACCCCUCUUUUCUUCCUGGUUUUGUCUCUGGAGUGCCUUUUGAACCAGGGGUGGAGAACUAUUUUCAGCCUGAGAGCUGUGUUCCUUCAAAGGUCAUCUUCUGGAGGCAAAAGUGGGUGGAACAACAAAUACGAUUUUUAUCUUUGUACAUUAGGCUACAUAUCCAGCCACACAGAAGUUAUUGGUUUCUACAUGCAAACCCAUCCUCCACCAAGGCAAGCAAUCAAAAAAGCCCCCAAAGGCUCCAUUCAUUGUGAGAGGAGAGGCUGGGGACCUUGGUGAAGGUUUGAGAGUGCUUUGAUGCCAAUGGGUGUCACACUAGGGACCCCAGAGGUGUCCCCAUUUCCAUCUGUGAAAUGAUGGAGAAUAUGAGGAACAUCUGUACUAUGUGAGGAUUAAAAGUCUGUGCACCAAACCCCCAAAUGGCUCACCUUAGAGAACAUACAUGUACCAUCUGUGCAAGGAACCCAGAGCUGGCACCAAAGGUCAGCAUGGUCAGGCAUGUUAUCAGCAGCAGAAGAGCGUAGGAGUCCCGUUCCAUUUCCUCUUUCAGGCUCCUAUUCCAUGGAGUAUUGGGAACUUGCCCCAGAGGCACUUGGGUCAUUGCAUUUUCCAGGUGGAUGUGCACAGCAUCAAGUCCUUCCACCUUCUGGAAUUGCAAAAAUGUGUAGGCAUGCUGUGGAAUGUAGGAAAUGAGAAGGGCUGUGAUCCUCUUUCACUAAGACCUGUAAUCCAGGAAGGGGGAACCUUGUGCUCUCCAACUGUUGCUGGACUACAAUUCCCAGAAUCCUUAAGCACUGGCCAUGUGGGCUGGGGCUGAUGGGAGCUGGAGUCCACCCACAUCUGAAGGGCUACAGAUCCCUGCUGCAAGGCAUUUUGACAACACCCUGCCACAGUGAGGAGGCAUUUAGGUGGGUUUGCUUGACAGAUUUUUUUUAAUAGCAAGGUGAGUUCUUCUGUGCUUCUUAACACCAUACUAAUAUAGCUCACCGGUUUGUUGGCUUCUUCAGACAUUUUGCUCUGGUUGUUUGCAAAUGGUCUUCCUUUCCCCCUUUGUGCCUCUUGCAGGGUGGAAUGUACAUCUUCCAGCUGUUUGAUUAUUACGCAGCCAGUGGGACCUGCCUGCUCUUCCUCGCUAUCUUCGAAGUCGUCUGCAUUGGAUGGGUUUAUGGUAUGUAGAAGUUCUGGGAUUGGGGAGAAAUUUGGUUCGGGUUCACAUUUUAAGGCAUAUAUCCACAGUUUGCACUUCCUGAAAUGAUGUGUGAAUUGAGAUGCAUCUGUCCUUUGAAACUCACGCUUCGGUGAAUUUUGCAAUACACUUUUCCAUCCCCGAAAUGUGCACAAAAAUGCAUGUCUUAGUGAAAACAGCAUCUGAAAAGGGCCCUCCUUCUCUACUACAAGGAUCUUUCCCUCCAAUCAGCAGGAAGAGGGGAGGGGGGAAGUUUAAACUUUCUCUUCUCCUGAUCUCUCCUCUGCCAAUUAGCAGGAAACAGCUCAGCAGCAGAGAACAGGGUGCAAGGCUGAGUCUGUCUCCUGAGCUGUCCAGGCCAGGAAGAGAGCAAACCUGCAUUUCCUUUUUAAAAAUAAUAAUAAUAAUUUUUAUUAGUUUUCAAUUACAAUUCAAUAAUAGCCUCAUUAUAACAAUGCUAAUGUAUAAUGCAAUUAUUAAUACCAAUUGUUUGAGUACUGAAUGAUAUAAUUUAGAUAAAGUGGCCCCCUGCAUGCUAGAAUUGAUGGCUUGAUUAUUUGCUUUAUUUCUGCAUUCCAAAAUCUUAUUAAUUUCCAUAACCUUCCAGUCAUAAUAAUAAUCCUUUAUACAACAACUGCAAUAUUAAUAACUUCGGUUUGGGUUGAAACAUUAAAUGAUUUCUAAAACUACAAGUGAGAAACUCAAACUAUAUCCUUGUUCUUUCAGUUGUGUGGAAAUUAUUCUGUCCAUGGUGUUUCUUCCAGUCCUUGUAAGAUGUUACGUCUUUCUUUCCCCCGGUUGUUGCUUCCACACCCCAAGGUGUGCCCCUCGGGGCAGGUAGUUAUCACGUUCUUGACCUGCAUGACAACUGUAUUUCUCAGCACAUGCUUAUCUCAUUCAUGUGACAUAUUUAGGUGUACAUCUAAAAUAGGUUUAUUUGCUUUUCCUUCUGGUUAAUUUCAAUAUUUGACUGGUGUGUUCUCUUAUGCCAGUUGCCCAUCCUGAACUAUCCCAGUGUUAACAUCCCAGCAACUCCUUCUGCAAACGAGGGACUUGUUGGAAGACAAAUAAUAAUAAUAAUAAUAAUAAUAAUAAUAAUAAUAAUAAUAAUUUAUUAUUUAUACUCCGCCCAUCUGGUUGGGCCUCCCCAGCCACUCUGGGUGGCUUCCAACAGAAUAUUAAAAUACAAUAACCUAUUAAACAUUAAAAGCUUCCCUAAACAGGGCUGCCUUCAGAUGUUUUCUAAAAGUCUGGUAGUUGUUUUUCUCUUUGACAUCUGGUGGGAGGGCGUUCCACAGGGCGGGUGCCACUACCGAGAAGGCCCUCUGCCUUGGCUUCUCGCAGUGGGGGAACUGCCAGAACGCCCUCAGUGCUGGACCUCAGUGUCUGGGCAGAAUGAUGGGGUGGAGGCGCUCCUUUAGGUAUUGUUGUUGUUUAGUCGUUUAGUCGUGUCCGACUCUUCGUGACCCCAUGGACCAGAGCACGCCAGGCACUACUAUCUUCCACUACCUCCUGCAGUUUGGUCAGACUCAGUCCUUCAGGUAUACUGGACUCAUAGUUCUUUUGGUGACAGAACACUAUUUCUGGAAAGGCUUAGGAAGGAUCCCUUGACCUCCUGUGUGCAAGCUCACGUGCCUAAUUAUAUGCACUCCAUUCUAAAUCUCUUUCCUCCCCCAUCCCAAAACCUCACUCUAUGUUGGCAUGAAAUACCAUGUAGGUAAACGGGCAACUUGUGCCCAGGGAUUGUUGCUCCUCUUGCCCUCUCUGAACCCGAGGAUAUGUAGUUUGGCAGCCCAGAUCUGCUUUGCUUAUGCUGCAAAGGUUUACAGCAAACAUCGUAAAUAAAGACACAUGUUUCAGACUUGCCUGUUGGCAGCCAUGAUGGUGCCACCCACACAGCCUGGCAGCUUUCCCCCUGCCUGUCAAGCAGACAUCGUGACAAAGAUUUGAGGAUUUCCUGCAUAUGGCUUUAUUUCUGUGAAAGGGGUAUGCCAUUUCCAGCCAAUUUUUGGUUGCUGUUGCAGUUGCCAAAAGUAAGAGUCUAUAUGGGAGUCUUCCUCCCUCCCUCCCUCCCUCCCUCCCUCCCUCCCACACACCAUGCAUGUUUUAAAAAGAUUGGAAUAAUAACACACCCCCGGGAGCAUUUUCUGAACAUCCCCAGUGUAUAUGACCCCAAUAUUACUUGCUCAGAAAGAGAUCUUCUCCUGCUGGAGAAGAAUUCAGGUUUAAGCUGUUGGAAUCUUAGAUAACCAGGUUUGGCACUGGGUGAAAGAAUCCUCAGGACAAUUUUCUAUGUGGCCUUGAAAUGAAUCCGUGGCCUGUCUCUAAUAAUUUCCAAUAAGUGUAUCUUUCUGGCACAAGCACACAGACAAAUUUGGAUAGGCAGAGUUGGUGUGGCAAAGAGUGCAAGCUGUGAAAUGGGAUAUUCCCACCCCCCUUCAGAUCCUACCCAGCUGCAAACUUGCAAGAUCGCAUUAAGAUUAGGGUAAUAUGCAGUUCCCUCAGCUUUUCUCUGCAAUAUUCAGAGUGAGGGGGUAAUAAUAUUGCUGGCCUUUGAUUCAGAACUGUUAUAAAUGAUUCUGCAAUAAUAGGUGGGGAGGGUGUGUGUGCAGAAUGCUUGAGAUGUGCUAUUAAAAUGCUAAGUAUGGUUAUGCUAGUAUUUGGGCACAGGCGUUGCAAGUUGGACACCUAUGCUGGGUGAGCAACCAGGAGCAGGCUGAAGAUAUGCUAUGGUACAGAGGUGGAGCACUGACCAUUUCUUGGGGCAUGGGGGGGGCACCUUGUUGCAAGGUAGUUGCUGGGAUGACCAGGGACCAAGAAGCUAUUUGACACACGGCGCAUACUGCUUUCAUGGCCUGCUGCUUUGUGACCGUAUUUCAGCUUGUGUGCUUUAGGUUGUCCAGGAUAACAGCGAACACCUCCAUUUACUCAAACAAAGCUCUCCCUAAGGAGUUAUUCAAGGCCCUUCUCUACGGCAGUGUACAUAAUCUUUUUGAAUAGAUGACCGGGGGUGGGGAGGCUGAGCCACAUCCUUCUUCCAGCUUCCACUUUUGCCGGAGAGCAGCACUGGCUGACUGAACUGAUGACUCCUUAAGCCUGAUUAAUUUUUUUCCAUCAUCAUUUUGAAAUAUAGAGCAUGCCAACCUCCCCGUUCAAGGACUCAGUAAAUCCAUUCGUGUCAGGUUCCAUUGCUUUCUACUAUGUCACCCCUUGCCUUUGACGGGUUGGGCUGAAAUCUUUGCAGUGCAGCAUUUCUGCAAGGAGGCAGAUGAGUAAAUAAAGCUUUAACAAUGCUAUCAUAGUCAUAAAAUCAUAGAAUUGCAGAGUUGGAAGGGACCACGUGGGUCAUCUAGUCCAACCCCUUGCAAUGCAGGAACCUUUUGCCUAACAUGGGACUCAAAACCACAAUCCUGAGAUUAAGAGUCUCAUGCUCUACCAGCUGAGCAGUGUUGGUGAAUAUGCCCCAAAUUGCUGCUGUUACUCACUUUUUACUUAUCUAAAAUGUUUCCUUUUCUCUCCCCACCCACUAGAUUACCAUUCCCCUGAACUAGCAAAAUGUCUGCUUUUUUAUAAAAAGUUGUAUCUCAGUAUCUCAUAAUAAGUCUCCUUGACUUCUGAUGUUGCUUGCAUCCCAAUUUGCUAAUCUUCCCUGAUGUCACAGCAGGCAUAUGUGCAUUGGGGUGUGGGAAAGGUUUCAUAGUGACUUGCCAGUGGUUUACUUGCUGUGAUUCACAGCAAGGCUGAGCCACUUGGGAUCAGGCACUUGGACCUUUGACUGAAUCCUAGCUCCAGAAGUAACUUUUUAAUUAAAUGCAACUCUUUCAUUUCUGUCUAAAUGCUACAGGCUUUGGAAUAAGAUUCCUUGUUUGCUCAGUCAGAGCCUGAAGAUGAAAACAGAGAGAUGGCACUUGCUGCUUGUUUGACUCUGAAAUUUAAAAACCAGCAUUAGCUUCAAUGGCACUACAAGCAGGACAAGUUAUGGCUAAUGUUUUGUGAUACUCCAUUUCAAAUGUUCACAGAGCAGGGAACAGGCCUGAGCCUACAGUUCCAAUUCCUGACCUCCACACAUUCAUCCAUAGAUCUGAAUAAAGUACCGCUGGGUCAAAGUAUCACCCACAAAUUUGGUGUAAAAUGUGGAGGAUUGGGUUUUUGUUGGGAGUGAAAUGCACCAGUGUACCAUGGGCAGGGUUGGGUUGUGGUGGCUCAGUGACUGCCCCAGGAUUGUAGAGAUGAACGGAGCCAUACUCUGGUCUCUGUCACUAGCCAGGUCAUCAAGAUUGACUGGGACCCAGCACCCCGGCUUCCCAGGAAAAUCAAGCAUAGCUGCCUCAAUGGAUACUUUCCUCUUUUAACUACAUUUCCCCCUCUUUUGUGUAGUAUCUAUUAGAUUGUGAUAUUUAAGGGAAACAUGCCUUAUCUUUUCAUAUAUGUACAGCCCAUAGAAAACUUUGGGUGCCCUAUAAGUGAAUAAUAAUAAUAAUAAUAAUAAUAAUAAUAAUAAUAAUGUCCGCAGCACAGGAAGACUUCUAGUGCUAUGCUCCAGCCUAGCACCAGAAAUUUAGGCAAGUAUCCCUGCACUGCCCAGAUGGUUGGGCAAUGCUUGCUGUCACUGGUAGAGAGUGAGCAUUGUACAAUCACCUAGGCAACAGAGGGCCAUUUUGUCUCCUCAUGUCACUGCCCCAGAAGCUAGGCAAGCAUCCCUGGGUUGCCAGGCAACUGUGCAAAGCUCACUCUCUUCUGGCAAGAAGGACCAUUGCACAGCUUUUUAUGCAAUGCAGGGAUGCCUAAUGUCCAGAGCCAUGGGAGGUGGAGACUCACAGUGGAAGCAGGCAGUGACUGGAGCUAGUGAAAUGUGGGCAGGUAAGAACAGGACCUUGGACAGCUCUGAAAGCCAGUAGCAACUGUAGAUGUUGCCUCUGCAGGGAGUUGGUGCCACGCGAAGCCUUAUGUAAGCAGACAAAACCUGGAGUGCGGUAGGCCUUGCCUUGCAGGAGUUGUGAAAGGGGAAUCACCUCAAGGCAGCAGAGACAGAGGUACUAUAAAGGACUCAUCCCCUGAGUCAGAGAAUGCUGGCAGGGCUGUGGCUUCUGGUUGGGAAUGUCCUGAACAAGAUACUGGCAGAUCUUCCCCACACCCAUGAAGGAAGCAGUUUGUCAUACCCUGCAAGAACCUUGUCCAAGAAAUAUGACCCUCUUGCUGAGAGUGGCCAAACUCUGAUUUGAAGGCUUUCUUUUGGGUUAAAAAGGAUGAGGGGAAUCCUUGGCCAUCUCAUAACACCCCACCUCGACAGUUCUUAGAAUUCCAUUCUACCUCUGAAGAUUAAUCCAAUCUUCAGAGGGUGUGUCCCCCCCCCCAGCCCAGCUUAUAAAAAUCACCAGACCCAGCACUCCUUAUGACUAAACAGAUAAGACACCACUAAAACCGACCAACCGUAUAAGAACAACAACUGCUAUUUUUAUGGAACAUAAAACAGCAUUAUGCCUAAAGAUGAAAAAGAACAAUAAAACAUUUUAACUCUGAAGAUAAGAUACGAGAAGACAAUAAAUAAAAUGCCUUGUAAAUCACCAAAAAGGGUUACUUCUAACAGAACUUUGUUUGCAUUCCAAAGCACUAUCGAAGUUUUCAGGUUUCCCUCCAAUUCAUUAAAAAAUGGUCUAACAACAAUAACAACAAUAACAAUAAUUUUAUUAUCUAUAACCCGCCCGUCUGGCUGGGUUGUCCCGGCCACUCUGGGAGGCUUCCAACACAUAUAAAAACAUAAUGAUAUGAAUACACCAUUUAAUCUUAUUCAUAACAGCAAGAUCUUCUUAGUUGACUUCAUCACUGGUAAUGAAGUGAAGUUGCUAGAACAGGGAUGAGGAGUUUGUGGCCCUCUGAACAUGGUGGGGACUCCCAGCUUCUCCCAGCAAGCAAGACCCAUUCUCAGGGAUGAUGGGAGUUAGUGUUCAACAGCAUCUGGAGGUGGUCCCCAUCCCUGGGCUAGUGAUGGUUGAGAUAUAGGAAACCCAGCUUCAAAAACCCCAGUCGGCCAUGAAGUUGACAAAAUGGUCUCUUGAUACGGUUGUUGUUCGGUUGCCCAGAUCUAUUUGGAGAAAAGAGCGAAUGGAAACAUACAAAUAAACUACAGAGCUGAUGAUUGUCUGGGGUGUGUGUGUGUGUGUGUGUAUAAAAUCAAGUUAAUCUGUUCAUCUGGUUCUUAAUAUUAUGGAUUUAUGUUGAUUUUUUAUAAACCACCCUUCUCUUUCUUUGUGGGCAUCAAGGAGCAGACCGUUUCUAUGACAACAUUGAGGAUAUGAUUGGCUACCGGCCAUGGCCCUUGGUUAAAGUGUGCUGGCUCUUUCUCACACCUGGAGUUUGUCUGGUAGGUAGAUUGUAUCUUUUGUGCCGUGUUUUAGGUCAUUAAUGCAUCUCUGAAUGAGGAUGAAACAUUGAAUUUUCCAUGAGGAUUUCAGUAAAGAACUUCUUGUUCUUCUGUUGCAGUGUUGCUGAAGUAACAAUGUAAUUCAGAAUACUAAUAACAGAAUAAAACUUCAAACAUUAAAAACUACCCUAAACAUGGCUGCCUUCAGAUGUCUUCUAAAAGUCAGAUAGUUGUUUAUUUCCUUGACAUCUGAUGGGAGGGUGUUACACAGGAUGGGCACCACUACCGAGAAGGCCCUCUGCCUGGUUCCCCGUAACCUCUUCUCCCAGUGAGGGAACCGCCAGAAGGCCCUCAUUACCCCUGCUUAUUGGCCAUACUAGCUGGGAAUUGUAGUCCACACCAUCUGGAGGGCGCCAGGUCAGGAAGGGCAGCCCAAGAGGAUCUUCACAACCACCUCUCCAUGGGCUACCAUGACUCAAGUGCAGUGUGGGUUGUCUUCCUCUCCACAGCUUAAAUCAUUCUGCUAUGAAGUAUCAAGUUAUAAAUAUCAGUAUACAGCUCUUUUCCAGAGUUAUCGUCUCAUUGCACUUAGCAUAGCAGUCAUGCUUUCUGCUUUUGUCUUCUUCAGGCCACCUUCCUGUUUUCACUCAUUAGGUACACACCACUCACGUAUAACAAAGUAUACGAAUAUCCGCCAUGGGGUAUUGCUGUGGGCUGGUUGAUGGCGCUGUCCUCUAUUAUCUGCAUCCCGUUGUACGCUGUGUUCAUCCUCCUGAAAACCAAAGGAUCAUUAAAAGAGGUAAAAGAAAAUGAGGCAUUUCUAAGGUCACAGAACUUUGGUUUGCUAUUGGGUAGGGCUGUUCACUGGCUUGCAAGAUGUGGAAUUGGCAGCUUCGGUGAUUUUUACUGUAGUACAGAAAGUCAGAAUGGCCUUGGUUUGCUGUGUCCCAAAAUAAUUGGGUGUUAGUGACAUCCUAAGCCAUGAAGCAAUGCUCUGGUUAUUUCAGAGGACCUAACCCUGAAUUCUGCUUAAUUGCAAGCAUUCCUUUUUUAUAAACUUAUUAGCAUAUUUAAAAGCAUACCUGGCUUGAUAUACAUGCAGUUCCGCAUGAACAGCAGAUUGCCACCAUACAUUGGAUUGAGUAUGGCAGACCAAGAGCCAUAUGCAAAGCCCUUGUUGGACCGUUACACCAAGGUAAUGGCCAAUCUGUUUGGGGAAAGGAAGACCCCUAUACAACAGGAAUCAUGCCAAACUAUGGUUUAGGAAUGUUUACUCUGCUUUUGGGUAAUGUGUGAAUGGACAGAUCAUUGUUUGUGAUUUGUGAUGUUGAUGUUAUUUAUUUAUUUAUUUAAUAAAUGUUUAACCCACCUUCAACACCCCAAGUUGUUAAAAACCCAAUCUGAAAGUCAAGUUAUUAAAAUCUGAUUGGCAAACUUAAAUCAGAGACCGUGGUUUGAAGUCAGUUGGCAAACCAAGGUUUGUCGCAGCUAUGGCUUGAUGCGGUGUCUGAAUUGACAAAUUACAGCUCUAAAGGCUGGAGUGCCGUGUAGAUGAGAGCAACCAAGAAGUUCUAAACUAUGAUUUGCUUGCAAAUUUGGAACAGGGGUGGGCAACCUGCAGACCUUGACCUAAUUUUAUGCAGCCCUGAACCUUGGGGGAGGAAAAAUGGAGAAAGGAGUCCAAAUUAGCGGAGUGAUGGAAAGAUGAGAGGGGAAAGCUCUCUGCAGGCGAUCAGUUCAUAACUCUGGCAAGAAUGAUCUGUCUAGUCCCCAGCUACCUGUUGGCAGGAAGUGGGAGGGAAGGGAAAUGGGGUGGGGGAGAGGUGGCAGAAAGAUAGAGUGAGAAGGGGCAGCCCUGCCUGCCUCUGGUGUUAUCUGCUCCCACCACUGGCAUGAAAUCCCUGGCAGACCACUGCAGAGAGAAUGAGGCCUUCAACAGAAGAAAGUUCCCUCACCCCGAUUUGAACCCUUGCAGCUUGUUCUGGGGUUCUUAAACAAUGCUUCAUACAAACCACAGUUUGAUGUGAUGUCUAAAUCGAGCCGUUGACUUUUAAUCUUGUGCAUUUUUGGUGCAAGAUCAUUGUUGUUGGCUUGCUGGAAACUGCAGCUUUUGGAAUGACAGAUAAUUUGAAAAGGAUGAAAUGCAAUCUUCUAGGCACACACCUCGUUGGGUGGUGCGUCUGCGUGUUUUCUGGUGAGGCAAUUUAAGUCGCAGUGACAAGUGGCUGGGAAAUCUCACACACUAACACUGAAGAGAAUGAACUUUGCAGAGGGUGCCCUUCCUAGUGCUCUGACCUCCGGGAAGGUGAUGUUGUGCCCUCAGGCCCUUGUUUACUGACUAGGGAUUCUAACAUAAUGAGGAAUGACAGGCUGUAGGCCGGCGCUGAUUUAAUGUCCACCUCAGGUGGACAAGUUGUGAGGCAAAGCCCUGGACUGGGAAGAAAAGGAAGGGGAGCCUUGAGGAAAACACACAGAUGAGGCAAAGGGCACAAACAAAUGAAAAAUAUGCAGUGGGAAGGAAAGAUCAGAAAUAUUGCAUUAUAAAAAGACCUCACUGUUUCCAGUUGGGUGUAUCCACAGCUACAUGAAGUACAAUGACCCUUUUUCUUGUGUGUGAUGACGAGGGCACCUACCUGAAGGGGAACAAGGGAUGUGGCUCACUUGUUGACAGGGAGUGAAUUGCUAGUGGAGUUUUUGACAGGUGGACAACUUUUUGUUUGGAGAGGGAAAGCAAAGGUGUGUUUUCAGGAGGCAAUUUGGUUCCACCUUGAUGUUGCCUUUAACACCUUUGAAGACAGCUGCACCAUUUCCAGUCAACUGUGUUGACACAGCAUGCCUCAUACGGUCAAAGUGGAAUGAAAAGGAAUAUUCUUUGUUCUCUGGAGGUUUCAAUUCACUGCUACUGAGGUAUUAACUGUAAGAUCUUUAAAUUAUCUUUAAAUGUAUUGUCUUCAAUAUGCAGUACUUUCCUGUCUUCAAGUCAUAACAUGAUGAGCUUAGCGAUGUGAAUAUCUCCAUUGUUGAGGAUCGCACUCAAAAUGAAUAAUAAUAAUUGCCAUAAUUUAAUAGGUUUCUGAGCCUCUUUUCUCCUUGCAACACUCUAACAGCGCAGAAGUAAGUCCUUUUGAAUUCAGUGAGGACUACUCCCUGGCAAAUGGGGUUAGGACUGUAGCCUUAGUGAUUUCCAGAAAGUAAAAACCAUGUGAAAUUGACAAUUCUUAAUUUACACACUUAUUAUGGAGACAUUGAUUUACUGGCUAGCUACAAAAGAGGAGUGCAAGUGUAGCUACCUGGCAAGUUACAGCUGCUGAAAUUCUCUCUUCUACACAACAAGGACCAGAAAGUGGCCAAUAUAACUCCAUUUAAAGGUGGGGGGAGGAUCCAGAGUCGAAUUUGGGAAGUUACAGGUCAAUUACCUUAACAUCUGUUCUGGGAAAGCUGGUAGAAAGCAUAAAUAUAGAAUUACCAAGCACACAGAAAAACAAGUCUUGCUGUAGCAAAACCAGCAAGGCUUCUGUAAUGGUAAGGUCUGUCUUACUAACCCAGGCAUAGGAGACCUGUGGGCCAUGGGUCUUACUAGGGCCACCAGGCCUCUGAAUUGGCCUGCCAAGCCAUUUUGGGCAAACCACACCUACCAGUCAUUCACCUGACAUCAGGGAUGGAGAUAAGACAUUUAUUAUCUUCGCUCUUAGCACUGAGCACCAUAGCUCUAAGAUCAGAGAUAAGCUUCUGACUUCUUUUUGACAAUGAAUUGUCAAAGUUCAGGCAGCACCUGCAAUCUUAGUGCUGUGAGACCACACCGCUAAGAUAAGAAAUAGGUCUCUGCUGUCCUUUUACCAUCAAAGAGCAACCAGAGGCACCACAUAACUUUAAGUCUAGGGUUGCCUUUCCUCAGGUUAGUUCUAGAGAAGAAGAGUUUGGAUUUGAUAUCCUGCUUUAUCACUACCCGAAGGAGUCUCAAAGUGGCUAACAUUCUCCUUUCCCUUCCUCCCCCACAACAAACACUCUGUGAGGUGAGUGGGGCUGAGAGACUUCAAAGAAGUGUGACUAGCCCAAGGUCACCCAGCAGCUGCAUGUGGAGGAGCGGAGAUGUGAACCCGGUUCACCAGAUUACAAGUCCACCGCCCUUAACCACUACACCACACUGGCUCUCGGGCACAGUCAUUUAGGCUAUCUAGCAAAGUUACCUCUUUGUUUAUGUGAACAAAUAUUUACCAGUCUAUGUGAAGGUAUUGGUGCAUUAUUACAUUUCCUCUUAUGGAUGCUUCCUUAGUUUCAUUCAGCAUCUCAGGAUAACUCCGGACAUUUAGUGCAGUCGUACCUUGAAAGUUGAGAAGCUUAGUUCCUGAACGUUUUGGCUCCCGAAUGCCGCAAACCCGGAAGUGACUGUUCUGGUUUGCAAACUAUUUUUGGAAACCGAACGUCCAGCGGGGCUUCGGCGGCUUCUGAUUGGCUGCAGGAGCUUCCUGCAGCCAAUCAGAAACCACACUUUGGUUUUUGAACGUUCUAGAAGUUGAACAGACUUCCAGAAUGGAUUUUGUUGUACUUCCAAGAUAUGACUGUAUGUUCCCAGUACUAACUUACUCUUUGCUCCAGGUAUUACCAUCCACAGUGAGUAUGUGGAUGAGUCUGCGCUUUUGGGGGCUUUCUAGCUUGUAUGUCUUUGACAUACAUAUUGGUGUCUCCUUCAUACAUAUUGGUGUCUCCUUCAUUAUGCCCUCCCUUGUUCUUCCUAUAGACUUUUAUCUCGAGAUAAGUGCCCUCCACUGUUCCUGUCACUAUUCCCCCAGGUUUCUGCUGUGCUCACUAUAUCAUCUAUCCUUUCCUUUAAAAUCAAGCACUUCAGCUCACCCAUCUCAGCUUGGAGUCUUCAAGCGUUAGUACAUAAACACCUGCACACGAUGUGUCUUUAUGUCUCUGCCAUAGGCAUUUUGCCCUACGAUGCUCUGGCUUCUUUGAAUCAGCCUCUGUUCCAGCUGGCUGUGGAACUGCAGUGCCUGAGCAGCAUUAAAGGGCCCUGGUGUGGAAUCAGCUUAAGACAAUAAAAAGAAACCACAGCACCAAUAACCCAAGAAAUAGGCAGCAUUAAACCAUUUGUACUGGAUUGCCUUGUUGAUUUCAGUUUAUUGUCGUAGCCAAAGGCCAUAACAAAUACCACUGAAUAUAGUUAGCAUGCACAGAUGGGGGAAACAUUACCAAACAGAACAAUUAAAUAUAUACAAAUGGAACAAAUAUCAACUCUCCCCACUUUCUGUUCUAAUAAAAUUAAAAUAAUAAAGAUUUAUCUUUUAAAAGAAAUCAUUUGGUUCAGAGCAAUUCUUGCACAACUUUUAAUUAGGUAAAACAAAACAAAUAUUAUUAUUUUUUUAAACACCCCAGUGCAACACAUCCUAGCAGCAAGAUGAUCUGGUUUGCCAAGUUACUUAAUUCCACCAGAAAUGAAAUCCAGGCCUUUAGGAAACUCAGAAAAGCAAGAGGAGCACCAGUUUUGCCCUUCAAGCUUAAUUUCUGAUAUUAUCUGGAUCUCAUAACAGGAAAGCUAAUAUUUUCUUCUAUCAUUCAAGUAGCUUAGAAAAAUAGUAAAAACGAAACAAAACAAAAAAAUGCAAUUCUUAAAGUACAACCGGAUGAGAACAGAGUUGUCAUAACGAUUCUUUUAACAAUAAAUGACAUUGAGAAGGUCAUUGUGAAGAACAGCCACCAAUUCAAAUAGAUACACAUAUCCAGUGUUUAUAGCACUAUUCACCUGGCCAUGGGGGGCAUCACAACCUCUCUUUGUGCUUUGUCACAUGAUAGAUUCAGAUUUGAAGAAAAUCUCCUAGGGAAGUAUUUGAAUGGACCAGCUGUGAAAAUACAGGCAGUGAAGAACUAGUGAGAAACCCAAGUGCCAUUUAUAUUUAGCAGGGGCAGAGGAUCUCUCCCCCCCUGCAGGCAUCAUUCCAGUUGUGGUCGGGGCUAGAGGCAAAAGUGGGCGGUGCAAUGGAUGGGAUUCUUACAGGAGGCUACAUUCCACCCAUGCAGAAGUCGGAUGUUUCUACCUUCCUAUAUAGACACAUAUUACUCUCCAUCCAGACAAGCAAAUGGCAUUAUAAUAGUACAAGGACAUAUUCCAGCUAGGCAAAAGCACUUGAGGAGAGUGCAGAGCAGGGGGCAAUGAAGGGCAUGGCCAGGGAAGUGGCUGUGGCUUAGGGGGAAUCCUGAGGACCAGGAAAAGAGGCCUGCAGAGCUGCACUUGACCAAGUGGAGAAGUGGAACCUUCUUGGAGCAGCCUAGGCUGGCUGAUUAGCUCCUGCUAUUGCUUUAUUCAUUUAUUUACAGCAUUUUCAAACCAACACUUUCUCUAGAGGGUUUACAGCUAGGAGUGGACUAAAUAGGCUGAUUCCAUCUGCAUGCAGUUUUGCUGGCAUUUAAUGUUCCAUUCCUCUUUGUGUGGAGUAUUUUUUAAAAGAGCACAUGAAAAGCCCACAUUGAAAUUGGGCACAUUUUCUAUGUGCUUUGUACAUAAAACACACAUUUGCAAUGUUUUUCAAUGCAAAAUAGGCAUAUUUAUGUGAAAUACAUAUUCCCCCCCCACAUGUGUUUUGCACACUGAAGCUGUGUUGCAAAAUCUGUGAGCAUAUGGGGCUUCGGGGCUCAAUUUUGAUAGGUGGGCAGGUCCAGUAACAUACCAAUCACCUUACACCACAGGGCAUCACCGUCAGAGGCAGUAAUGCUUCUGAAUACCAGUUGCUGGAAGCCACAGCUGUUGCACUGAGGUCCUGCUUGCAGGUUUCCCAUAAGCAUCUGGCUGGACAUUGUGAGAACAGGUUGUUGGGCACUGCCUUUUACUGAAUCGAACCAUUGCUCAAUCUAAUUUAGUCUUCCCUAUACUGACUGGCUGACCUGCCAACCUAGCAGUUCGAAAGCACACCAGUGCAAGUAGAUAAAUAGGUACCGCUCCGGCGGGAAGGUAAAUUGCGUUUCUGUGCGCUGCUCUGGUUCGCCAGAAGUGGCUUAGUCAUGCUGGCCACAUGACCCGGAAGCUGUACGCCGGCUCCCUCGGCCAAUAAAGCGAGAUGAGCGUCGCAACCCCAGAGUUGGCCACGACUGGACCUAACGGUCAGGGGCCCCUUUACCUUUACCUUUAUACUGACUGGCGAUGUCUCUGCAGGGUUUCAGGCAGGAAUCUUUCCCAUCCAUACCUGGAAGCACCAGUGAUUGGACUUGGGACCUUCUGCGUGCCAAGCAGUUGCCCUACAGUUGAGCUACAUCCCUUCUGCUACUUUCCUCUUACUUUAUGCUAUAAAGUGUGCACCACGUUGGCGUUACUGAAAGUCACUUUUUUUACAUGGGUUUGGGAGGAGGAAGGGGCCUCAUACUUUGAGUCAAUCCCAGAAAUGAUUUAAAACAACAACAACCUACACACUUUGCAGCAAACUGCAUUUCUGUGAAUUUCUUCUCAUCUUUGAAAAGUUUUGAAAAAUUAAAUGAUAAAAAAAACCCUUUCAGUUAACAGCCCACUCCCUUGCUGACAUAUCAUUCUGAUUUGGUGCCUUCUGCUCACAUGAAGAAUUCUCGAUUUAUUAUGUUUAGAAGGCUUUUGUAGAAACAUCAGAGUAACUAAUUAACUCCAGGAAACACUUUCAAAAAUGAAAGCAUUUCUUUUUGCUUCUGGGAUUUCAGUAACGAUAGGAACAGGCAGGCAUAUGUACUUUCCUGCCAUCAUAUUUUUCAAACUCCUCUCAGCGAUCUUGAGGGCUAGAGACUUCAUUAAACAAACAAACAAAAAAAGAGAACUGAGAUUCUUAAGGCUUCAUCACAAGCUUCCAGGCCUCACGUUGCUCACCGCAGCUGGGUUAACCAGUGCUUCAUGAAUCAGAGCAAUGUACCCAGUUCUGAAUUGUGAAGUGCCAAGGUUAAUUAACUUUGCAAAACUCCCAGAUGCAAAUUCUGACAUUUAACUGACCUAUGCUAGCACAUGCUUUUAGUUUAAGGAAGUGAAGAGUGCUGUUUUCCUCUACUGUUUUAGACAGGUACUUCCUAUAUGUCUGUGUGGCAUCUUGAGUCUCGGUCUGAGCAAAAGGCGGGAUAUUAAUAUUACUAGUAUUAAUAAUAAGUGGAUGCUCUUGCCAUGGCACCAGAUUGGGCCAGAUCUUGAGCAUUCUAUCAAAAAGAGAAAGCAACUCCACGGGACUGAAAAAAAUUACACUGUAUUAAGUGAUUCAGCAUUUCUGUAUUCCAUAGUGGGGCAGCUAAUCUGCAUUGGCAUUGCAGUGAGCAUAGGAGUCCCCUGCUCCUUAAGUUGAUGGCUGGAGUGGACUGCUACUGCUUGAAAUGAUGGUUACAAAUAAGCUGUUCGAGGGCUUGCUCUGGAGGAAAGGCAGGCAGUGCAGCAGCCUGAAAAACGUGAAGCUUAGGAAGGUUCAGCACAGCCAGCAGUGGCUUGUGAGGCUGGUGGGUGGAGGCGGCAGCGUCCUUCCAUUGGCAGCUUUGCACUUGUCUUGGGGCAAGGCAAGAGAGUGAGAUCGGGGUACUCCAGGUGAGAAUGUAUCUGUGGGGCUGCUGCCAUUCCAACCCUCUCCCAGCCUUGUCCCAGCACACUCACCAAGAGGUCACCAUUACCACCAUCGCCAGCCGCAAGUAGCACAGGGGAGGAAUUUGAUUCAGGUUGCAUUUAAAGUCCAUCUAUCGCUAUGCACUUUCUGAAAUCAAAAGCAACUGAAACACAGCCAACCUGUAUUUCAAGCCAAACAUAUAUUUACUUGGUUAACAUAAGGGUAGUUGAAGCUGUCCAUUAUCACAAGCAGAGAUACUGCUCUGGCCUACUGAAUCUAAUGCUGGAAAAAGGCGGAUUAGCAUCCUGUUCUGCUGCGGGUUGGGGAGCACGGAGGAAGUGGCAAUGCAUUUUAGAAUUUCAUCCAGUGAGUCAUGUCUGAAACGAGGCAAGUCAGGACCCUGGUCAGCUCCCAUGGGGCCCUGCUACUUGAGUUGGCGAGAUGUCUCAGCUAACAAAGCUAUAAAAAGGCUAGCAGGGCCUGUCUUUCAAAUGUCUCUGUCCCCUUGGCAGAGCUGUUUGCAUUGUUUUAAAGGGCCUGUGACCUAGUCUGCAGCUGCAUGCUCCUGUGGAGCAGUUCCAGGGGAAUCACCUACUACUUCACACCGUUCUUCUGUCAUUCAUCCAGACAAACAAGAAGCAUUAUCAGAGUUUGAGGACACAUUCCAACCAGGCAAAAACACUCCACUGUGGGGUGUGGCUGGGGGAGAGGGGUGUGGCUGAGAAGGUGUGACCUAGGGAGUGUCCCAAGGACCAGAUAUAGAGGUUGGAGGAUCACACUUUGAGGUGUCCCAGGAUGCUUUGCUGUUCUCCCCAAACCUGUGCCAACCACAGUACCUAUCCACUGAUCUGUAAGCACUGCUGAAUGUUUAUUGGGCUCUACCACAUGGCGACAAAAAGUGAGCCUAAAGGCAAAAUGGAUCAGAAUGUUACGUUGUUUCCCUUCUGCUCUUUUAGAUGUGUCUUCCAAUAAUCAUGCAUUAGAAUGUACAAUGGAUUUGCUCAUGGAAUGUCUUUGCCCAAAGCAAUGGAUACAGAUGGCUAUUGAGUGGUUGUCUGUCUAACAGCUAUAUUGACAGCUACAUUGUCUGCUCCCUGCUUGUCUUUCUACAGCGGUUACGCCAGCUCACUUCUGCAGCAGAGGACUUGCCCCAGCCCAAGAAGCACCUGAUUGCCUUAUCUGGACAGUACUUCAAGCCCGGAGGUCAACAUCCAUGCAAGGAUGUGCUCAUCACCACAGAGAAGGAAACCAACUUCUAGACCUCCCAGGGAAGAACUUCUUUACCUUCUGGAGACAUCUCUCUUUAUUUCUUUUGUCUUCUGCAUACAUCUGGGAUGAGUUGCUGCUCAGGGUCUCUUAAGAUGCCAGCACCUUCUUCCCUUUACAUUUACUUAGCAUACAGACUGGAAUAGGGCCAAUGGAACAGUCACUGUACAGGUGAAAAAUUGUCUGUGAAGGGUCCAGAGCUCAGAGGAAUCCUGAAUUCCUGUUUACUGAUAGUGCUAGGGGGUUGCACCUGGCAUGUUGUGCGUGCAACACAGGUGCUUUAACCACUGUGCUAUACACUCCUUCCUGUUUAUAAGAAAUAAAUUAGCAGCAAGAUGUUGGAAAAGACAGUGAAUAAAGCUAGCCAGUUCAAGUUCCCAGUGACUUCCUGAAAGUUUCUUCCACUGCUGGCUUAACUCCUUGGCAAAAACAUUUCACGUUCCUUAAACACCUGAAUCUUCAUCCAUAUCUGCAUGACCUAACUGCAGGAAUUGUAGCAAAUUUGGUGGAUUACUGUUGUGUUGUUUUUAAAUUUAAAAUUCACAAAGAUCUCUGCUGUAGGUGAGAUUCCUUUUUUGUUUUUAUCUUAAGAAGAGUGGCAACAAUCCUCAUUUGGAUGUAGAAACCAGAGCUUGAUCACUCAGCCUCUCCCAUUACGCAGGAGGCCCUGGAGGGGGGAAAGGCGAUAAAUUGGAAGCAAGAUGAGUUUGUCAGAAAAAGAGCAUGUCAAAGCCACUUAAGAUCUUUCUCUUUUUUCCCCUUUGAGAAGAGACUAGUGCAGAAAGGAAAUGGAGCAGGCAGACAGUAUUUCAGCUUGAAUAUCCAUUGUUUGAUUCAGCUCUGUGUGACAUCCUUGAGUUGCUGGAAAAACCUGAGAAAUGCAAGUUGAAUGCAACUGCCAUAUAAGUAAAUGCCAAAACUGCAUUAGAAGUGCAGGACAGUCUGGAUCAUAUAGGAGAUAACAAAGCUGAAGUCUCUGACCGCAUGAUGCUAGCUUAGCAUUUGUGAUACAGAGGUUGGCAUAUGGUCUGUGGCACAAAAUAAGAGGUAGUGGGGGUGGGAGGGAAAUGGAAGACGCAACAAGCUAGAAAAUCAAUUUCUGCGCACAGAGUCCUGGUUUGCUUUCAUUUAUUUCUUGUGUAAAUGUUCACUACUAACCAAGGUCAAUUCAAUAUCCUAAACACCAAGAGGGAACUCUUUUUGCAUUGUGAAUGUUGUGGCUGCAGCUAGGGAUGUUGGAGAAUUCUGACGAAAAUGGAAACAGGAGCGGAAAUUGCCUGUGUUUGUUUAUUUGUCCCAUGUCCGGAAAUCCAUUGAGUAUGAUCAGUAAUUGCUGCUGUUGUUGCUUUCAGCCCUCAAAUGAUAAGCAAUUGAUUCCAACCCUUCUCUCCCAUAUUUGCAUUGUGUUUCCUUUGUAUUCCUUGCAGAAUUUUGGAGAAGAGCAAAAGAGUUAAAGGUUUACUGCAUCUCAGUUUGCCUAUUGCUUCAAGGAGUGUGAAUUACAUAAACUUGGCUUAAAAUGCAAGUGGAGCCAAAUUUCACCUCCACCCCUAGAUUGGGCAAGGUGUGCUGUCUCAGUAAUGGAAAGGCCGGUCCUGAAAUGGUCAAAUCAUACACCACGAAUGUCAACAGGAGACAGAUGUGGAGCCAGGGUCCAUUUCAGCACUUGGAACUCCUUGACCAGUUGUUGAGAGCCCAGUGCCGGGUAGGGCACACCAGCACUAACACCUACCUCUGGCCCUCAUGUCAGGUAUAUGGGUCUGUGAGUCACCAUUCACGUUUCCCACAAUGGCCCAGAACAACUGCCUGUUUCUUGUUCUGCUAUGGCAAAACUUAUGCACACUUACCUAGGACAAUCUCUUCAAAUGUUCAUAGGAUCUGUUUGUAGACAAUAGUUUGAUCCAAUGCAGCGCUAAGUUGAAGUCUCUUAGUGGUAUACUUGUUUCACUGGAAAAAUGUGUUGCACCAAUGGAGCACUGAGAGAAUGCAUAAGCAGCUUGCUGGUAACUUUGUUGUACAAUAGACUGUGCAGUCUCGUAUGGAACAAGUUUCUGCUAGCACAAUUGUCGCAGUAGAUUCCUCUGUUGCAUAACAUUAAAACUCAGCCACCCACUUGCACAAGUACCCUUGCGCUAGUGGACAGAAAACACUGAAUACAGCCCAUAGAAAUGAUGUGCUCAUCAGUGUUUUGAUCUGUCAGGUUUUUUUCCACCAGCAGAAGUUAUUCCUAAUUUAAAGUGUUCAUCAGCAACUUGAAUGUUCAUAAAAAGCCAUCUAACUCUUGUUUACAGCAUUUGUGUGUACAGAAGACAUCCCAUAAAGGAUUGACAAGUGGUUUAUCUUACUCUGCUCCCUAGCAGCCUGGAAUGCAGAAAUGAAGCAACUGAAGUGUUUCCUAUCACUUUGGGCCAAUUCCCAGUCUUCAGUAGUUCCUGGUAGAGUGCUACAGAAGCACAGGAGGCAAUAGGUUUGCAGCCAGGUGGUGUCCAUGCCGUUUGCCAGAAUCCUAUGCUACCACUAUUUUGCAAAUCGCAACAGCCACACAAGUCUUCGCAUUAUCUAUCCAAAUAGUGCUUCCAUCUGACAAUCUCUCAGCUGCCAGCAAUGGCCCUGCAUGUUCCUUUGGCACCCUGUUUGCAAAAUUUAACAAUUCCAAAAUACAGAUGCACUUUCACUUUCACAAGAUUAAUAUACUGUCUUCGGCUGUAUUUGAGGGUUGAUUUCAAAAAAUUCCACUGGAAAAACGGUUAUGUCCAUGUGGUAAUGACAGUAUAGAGUCAGUGGCUCAUGUGCUUCUGGCUUGCACUCUUUAUAAAGAUUUGAGGAGUGAGGUUAUUACCCCUCUAUUAUUGUCCAUGCCGGGUCGCUCAACCAUUGCUACUGUGUCCUUUCUUUUAGCAGAUCAAGAUGAUCAUGGUUGUAAACCUUCAAAAUGUAUUUUGUAUAGUUACGUUUUUACCUCUAUCUUUAGUACAUUUUGUUUUGUUUUAUUGCUAUGCCUAGUGGCCGAUGCAAAUACAGAUCCUUCUGAUUCUGAUUGUUCCAAACCAGGGAAUGCAUCAUUGGCUAAAUGUCAGGCUGCACAGGAAGAAAGAGCUGGCAACACCAGCUCACUGAGUUUUAUUUGUCAUAGAUGUACAUUUAUAUCUUUAUAUUUUUCAUAAACUUUUGUACUUAAGAUAUACACAAUAAACAGCAUUUCUUUAAUUAUGAACCAACA
Molecule: messenger RNA, 52945 nt
Organism: Podarcis lilfordi (Lilford's wall lizard)
Lineage: Eukaryota; Metazoa; Chordata; Lepidosauria; Squamata; Lacertidae
Source: the annotation of a GenBank genome assembly